GAGCAUGAUGGGAAAAUCCUUCUAGCAUCCGGCAUGGAGGUGCUGGCGGCCGGCUCCAGGCAGCAUCUCGGCGGCGGUGGCGGCCGGGACCAGCAACGACCAGGAGAGUGAGGCGGCGGUGGCGGCUUCAGGGGUCGGCCAUGGUGUCCCAAGCCGUGCAGCUGCUCCGGCAGGGCGUGUGGGCGGCGCUCACCGGAGGCUGGUACCACGAUCCGGAGCAGAGCAAGUUCACCAACAGCUGCCACCUCUAUUUGUGGCUUUUCCUGCUCCUGCUGCCGAUGGCGAUGCACCUGGUGAGGAGGGAGCCGGCGGGGAGGGAGAGGCCCAGAGCCCCGGGGACAACGACCCGAGCCAGGUUCUGUGCGGGCAGGUGGCCCCGCAGCUCCCCUCCUGCGCCCGGGAUGUGGGCCCGGAGAAAGCAGGGCUUCCGCUCAACCCCGGGAAGUCCCGGUGGGCAGGUGGAGGCAGCACAGCAUGGGGAAGAGAGAGGAGGAUUAUGGGGAUUCAGAAGGUGUCCUAUGAGAAAACUCUAGUGACGAUCCUUCUCCCAGCUGGUGCUACAAUAAAACUAUUAUUAUGUGCAUUUUAACAAUAUGCCAGUAAUAUUUUCAUCCACUAUGCUCCUAUAUUUCCCAAGGCUUGUUCUCUCUUUUGAUUUUGUUCUGCUAUCGAGUAUGUUGGGUGUGGGAACCUUUGGGUUGCUGGACUGCAACUCUCAUAAUCCCUGGACAUCAGUUUUGCUUGCUGGGGCUGAUGGGAGUUGUAGUUCAGCAAUGUCUUGUUGGCCAAAGCUUCCCCAGCCCUGGACUAAGUGCUGAGUGGCUCUGUGGAUCCUGACCAAAGUAUCUGCAAUUGUUGCAUCUUUUGCCAGUCUGAAGAAAUUAUAUAUAUAUAUGGAGCACUCUAACACCCACCCAUCCUUGCAAGUAAGCCGAUUUAGGUAGUGGUUAAGAAAAUGAGCUAAGAAGUUCCUGCUCCAUGUCUCAUAUCAACCACUGAAUGGUCUUAGGCAAAGUAAAAUCUCAUCAGCCUCAUUGCUCCUCCUACAUUUGUAACAUGAAAACGAUUAGCAAUGUUACUAUAACCUUACAACAGGGGUAUUAUAUGCCAUAACUGCUCCAGAUGCUGUUGGGACUCCAAGUCCCAUCAGCCCCAGCCAGAAUGGCCAGUGGCCAGUGAUGAUGGGAGCUGGAGUCCCAACACCAUCUGGAAGGCCACAGGUUAUCCACCACUGCCUUACAGGGUUGUUGUAAAAAUUACAUUUCAAGCACUUAGGAAAAGCACCAUGUAAAUGCCGAUAGUAUUGUAUAGUUGCUAGGAGAACAUUAGCAGGGUUAUCAAUAAUAAUCAGUCUUGUUACAAAUUUGAAUUGUCACACUGCAAGUAAAUGAAAUCUACUGGCAAACCAAUGGAUCAGUUGCAUUAACUCUUCAUUAUUCUUAUGUUUAGGCAUUCCCUCCCAAUGCCAUCACAGCCUUUGUCUACUGUAGUUCUGUGACUGUGCUUUUCACAAUCAUCAAAGUGGUCAGUUAUCGCCUGCAUCUUAUGUUUGACAAAGGAGAAGUGAUUCAACAAAAGGUCUCAUGGAAGGAAGGAAAGCAAAAUAAAGAAGGUAGAAGAGACAAUGCAGUUCGGCAUAUGACUCUCAGGCAAGUUUUCUUCCUUACUGUGUAAGGUUAUCCUUGGUGCCCUCUGAAAUAAUGAGGAGGCGUACAUGUAGGGAAACAAGCUUCUGCAUGCAAAUAAUUUACUGUGAGCAAAUAGGCUUCCUGCCUUUGUCAGAAAAUUAUGGAUGGUGCCAAGCAGCUGUUUAGGAGAGGGAAGGGAGGUAGAUUAAUCCCAGCAGAAUCACUGAUUAACUGCCAAUUUUCUGACAGGCUGAUUUGCACAUAUAUUUGGAACAGGACUAGUGAUGGUCAUUGUGAGAAAAAGUCAUCCCUGACUUCUUUGUUCUUUAUUAUUUUUGAAUAGCAAUAACAUUGGGGACAGUUGUGCAUUUGAAGAGCUCAAGCGUAAUGGUUCAACACCAACCAUCCACAGCAGCGUAAAAGUGCAGGCUAUACUCUCUCAUCACUCUUCAGGAGUCCUGGUUAGUAAAGCUUUUUCUGCAAUGCUGUUCCCUCUACAUAUGCCACUGGGUUUCUCUGACAAUCAAAUAUGUACUAUGGGUUUUGCUGUAAAAAUAGUAGCAUACCAUCUCCUUUGCCUAGCAAAGCAAAAUGCAAGAUGGGAUGUCAUUGUGCUCCAAGGUUUGCCAUCCCUGCAAGCAGCAGCUAGUGAAGCUGGGCAGGGAAAUUCAGAGUGUUGUGGUGCCAGGCCAUCCAUUUUGUUUUACUGCUGUACACAUGACAGGGAAGGGGGAAUGGUGGGGCCGGUGUAUUUGGUGAUACUCAUAUACAGUAGCUCCAGUAACAUCUGGUUCUGGUCAUCAUUACCAAUGCACAUUUGAAAAGAUCCUGUUUUAAUUACUGUGUAUUAAUUGGAUUGCAUAUUUUAUUUGUGGAUGUCUAUAUUUUAAUGUUUUGAUGGGUUUAUUUUAUUCCUUUAUUUUAAUUCUGGAUGUCUAUAUUAAUGCUGAUGUAGUAGCCUUCCAAGUGGUUUACAAGUAUAGAACCCUAUGUUAGCAUUAAGUAGUAUCUCAAAUAAUAAAUAUAAUAAUAAUCAUUCAGUGGCCAAAAAUGCUAAAGAAGGAGAAGGAAAUUUAAAGAUUCAGAAUUCUUUUGUUCUCUCCCCUUGUCCCAAGAUGGGAUCAAUGCUGAGUACUGUGAUAGUGAUAAUGACGGUUAGUGAAUGGGAGGAGAGGAAGGGGUCAUUUGGGGUGAGUCCAGCACCUUCUUCCCUCUUCUGGGGCUCUAACAGGUCCACUUGCUUAGUUGCAGAAGACAAUAGGGAAGCUUUUUUAGUGCGCACAACUCUAUGUGAAGCAGACCCACUAGAAUGUGGCAAUAAAAAAAAAAUGAUGUGAGGUUUUACCCAUUAAACCAGUGUGGGAGCAUCCCUGGCUACAUUUUCCUGUUCUGUACAUGUAGAUGACACCAAUGUUGGCCUCAGAGGGAAGCUGACUCACGUGGGUAGCAAUUGUGUGGAGCUUUGAGAUGGAUUCAUGAUUCAGAUACAUUUCAAAUAACAACAGCAACAAUAUUCUCCAAUUUACAGGUCUCAAGUAUUCAGUUAGAGUUAUUAGUAUGCGUUUUUAAGUAUUGCUUGCUGACUCUUGACAUCUGAAAGGGGAAAAAACUUUCUUAACUUGUGAAAUGUACUAUGAACAAAAUAAUUAGUUUCAAUACCACCACCACAUCCUUCAUUGAAUGUAGAGUAAUCACACGGCUUACCUUGAGACAUCUAUGAGAUAUUGGGUGCAAUCCUUGUAUUCUGUCUUUAUUAUUUUUGCCAUUGAUUUUAAGUGGGAUAUAGGCUAUACUUACUAUGAUUUGCUAAAGUACUCUGUUUUAAAUUAUGCACAUUUUAAAUAUAACAUGGAUCACAUAAUCCAUUUGCUUCAUUUUUAGGAACUGCCAGCACAAGAAACGAUUGAAGAUCUGAAAGGUACCUUAUAGAUAAUGUUUGUUACUAUUGUUAAAAGUGUUUCACCCCCAAAACUGUACACCUCAGAGUUUAGAGCAUGUUCCUAAAAUAAAUGGUGGCAGUGAACUUUAUAUAACUUGUAAAUGUUUACUAUUUAUACUUUGUUUAGAGAGCAUGUUCAUGCCCCACUGAAAGCAAUAGGACUUAAAGGCUUAGUUGUGUACUGCCCCAUUGAUUCUAGUGGGGAUUUUCUCUACUGCCUAGCGUGACGGAACUUCACAUAUGUUUGUGUCCCUUCUUAUUAGGAGUAAUGCUUCUGGAAGACCAGCCUGCCCUACCGGUUUCAUCUACCUCACCCUGUGUCAAAGCAGAUAUUCUGUCUGCUUCUAUGGCACUUAUGUCAAGUUCUACCACAUCAGCAAUAGUGGCAAAGCCAAAUGCCAUGGAGACAUUUAUCAGCGCGACAACCAGUGAAAAGGAUGAGAAGGUGCAGCUUUCUAGUUAUAGUGCAGUGGAGGAUACGCCUCUUGAUAAAGGUGUGGUUAAGAAAUUGCCAAAUCUUUCCUUGUCCCAGUAUGACAUUAUAAAAGCUGGCAUUUCCUUUGAGUCUUGGAGCACUGAUAAUUCAGUCAUCAUUUCUGAGCAUCUAAGCAACCCAAAGUGUUUCCGGAGAGAAAAAGUGCUGGAUGCGUCUGCUCAAGACAUCACUACCACUAGUUGCCUGCAGUGUAAUACCGUGGCAGCCAAGGGAGUGGAUGGACCUCUGGAAAGUUCCUACCUUGAUGACAUGAAGGUUCACCUUGACGAUUCGGAGAGCGAGGUAGCUGUUGCUCUCAUUGACAACUCUCUCUCUGGAGAUCCGCUUACACUACACGAACCGAUUAAAAUUGUGAUCACCAUGAGUAGCACCCAGAACUCAACCACCGACCUGGAUGGCUCGUGCCAUUUGCAAGUUUUGGGGGCUGAAAUCGGAUCCAGCUCAGAUCCAGAGUCUGGUGUUGUCAUGGCAGACCAGCACAGUAAGCAAAGCAGCGAAAUGAUGAGAAUCCCCGUCAUCACCUUUGAACUGUCUGAUGACAGCGGAGGCCAGGCUUAUCAAGAAGUGAGCGAAAGUUUGAGAACGCCAGACAAUUUAAACGUAGAUGCCUCAUCCAACCAGUGUUCAGGCUAUGAAUCUGGCGAACAGGACAAUAAUGCAAAAGAGGACGGUGACAACCCAAUGGAUAAUCACGAAGAAGUAAGCACUUGCCCGGAGAAUGCCUCUGAGAACGUAGAAGUCCUGACUUUACAUUCCAAAGAAGGGCAGCAGAAUUUGGGUGUACCCUCUUACAAAACGUCUCACGAGAAAAGGCAUGCUCGCGUGCUCAGUGUGGACAGCGGGACUGAUGUUUUUUUAAGUAAGAAUUCCUCGGAGACAGUCAGUGAUAAAGAGAAGCUUUUGCCAACCUCUAAAUCUGACCUGGAAGCUAAAGAAGGACAGAUGCCAAAUGAAUCUAAUUUCUUGGAAUUCGUCUCGCUGCUGGAAUCCAUUAACACCUCAAAGGCAACCGCGUCUGAUGGCAAACCAGAGACUGCAAAAGAUAAGCGGAUAACUGGAGGUAUGCUUCAUGCUUUCAAAAUUAUGAGCCAUCUCUGCACUUAAGGCAUUUCUGAGCACUUGCAUUAAGAGCAACUUGCCAGUCAAGGGAUGGUAGCAGCUAGCAAUAUAUAGUCCAGAAUAAAAAGUGUGGUGUUUUUUAAAGCUGAAAAUGGAGUACCAAAUGCUGUUGUGUGCCGUACAGAAGAUUCUUAAACCACAUAUGAAUGAGUCACACACAGAAAUCCUCAGUUUGUGUAAUUGAUGUUUUCAUUGCAUGUUAUGAUUUGUGUUGGAUAUGUUACAGUUAUAUGUAAACCGCUUUGAAGUCCCCUGUGGCAGAAAUAGAUGUACAAAAUCUCUGAAAUACUACAUGAAAUAGACAGUGCAAUCCUGUGCUGCUUUGUCUAGCCACAGCCAGAGAGGUGUGUUAGCUAGUACCUUGGAUUAGUUCCUAUACCACAGUGUCUCCUUGUACUGGAACUUGUGCUGUGAUUGCUCUGAAGUCAGCCCCACUAAGCCCUGUUCUGAAUAAAUAUGCUUACACUUACGGUGUAAGUGAAAUUCAAAAAGCAAAAAAAUGAGGGGGAUGUUUAUUUAUGUUAGCGUUACCUGCAGGUUCUAGUCAUGGGUCAUUUUGACGCUGACACAAAUUCAUGGAAGCAUAAAGGAAAAGAUGGCAGGUGAUUUUAACCCCAUAUGUUAUUAUUUUUAUUACUUUUACAUCACUACCUAUGUACAUGGUGCUAUAUAGAAGUUUAUAAGCCAGGAUUGGGGGACAUUUUUUUUCUCUUUCAAAAGCCAUGUUACUUUUCUCUUUCUCUCGGGCACCCGAUUUCCCAACUGUUUUUCUCCCUCCUUCCCAUUCACAAGAAACUAAUCUGAGGGACACAGGUAACUUACCUGACAUAAACAGAUCCUUGCCCAAACCUGUUCUGAAUACUAUAUGACUUUGAAAAAUUGUCUGCCAGACUGUAGUUGUUUUUGUAGUUUGAAUGUCUCACUCCUCAUCAAAAAUACUCUUGCUCUCUCAAAAAGAGAAAGCAUGAAAACAACACAUUUCCAGUGUCUUGUAUAAGUAGUCUUUCUAUUUUUUAGAUGGCUGCACAACAGAGAAAAAAGAGGAAACUCCAGAAAUGGAUAAAAACAGUGCACAUGGAUCUUCAAAGCAGGAUAAGCCAGAGAUGCAAACUCAAGACUCUGGUAGUAUUAAUCCAACUGUCCCAGAGCCUAUCAAGUUCACUGCUCAGUAAGAAGUUUCUUCUCCUCAUUGACUGUGUCUGAAAUGAUUCAUAUCAGUUGCUUACAGUGAGAAUAAUUAAUUUCAGUGUCUCUAUUUUGCUUUUGUGCCUAGUUACCAGAGCACCAGGCUCCUCAUUGACUGUGUCUGAAAUGAUUCAUAUUGGUUGCUUACAGUGAGAAUAAUUAAUUUCAGUGUCUCUGUUUUGCUUUUGUGCCUAGUUACCAGAGCACCAGGCAAAGGCAGAUCAUUUACCGGGUUACUUCGCAGCAAGAUAGUUCCCUCUUGCAAGUCAUAAGUGGGCCUGAGGCUUCUAUGCAAGAAGAGAUGUCUGUGGAUGCAAUGCAUGUCUUCAUAGAUGAAAAUGGUAAGCUCCAUAGAGAACUUAGGAGAAAGGGAGAGGUUUCUAUGAAUAGCGUUGCUUAACUGUUUUGCAAAAUGCAUUCAAUAUUUAUUGGAUUGUAGGAUGAUUAUAUAAGUACCUGGGCAUGAGAUCCACAGCCUUGUAUGCAGAAGGGGUUCAUACUCUGGGUGGAUCGCUUAGGUCACUGUAUUCAUAUACCCCAAACAUACACACAGACUCACCAAGCCAAGUGGAUUCUAGAACUUGGAUCUUGUCCAUACUGGAGUUUCCCAAAAGGAAACACCUACUGGUAUGAAUGGGAAAGACGGAAAGUCGCUUCUCAUAUGCUAAUUAAAUGCAGGUAGGUGUGGGCUAAUACAUUCUAAUUCAAAUUGGGGUAAUGGAAUGAAUUAACAGCUGAAUAACGCUGGAAUGUUGACAAACGGUCACUGCAAGUGGAUUCCAGAGCUUCGUUGACUUUGGUGGUUCCCCAGCCAAAGUCUAGAUGAUUUGUGAAGUAGCAGAUUGAAUAGAGCAUCAAGGCAUCACCCCUGCUUCUUCACCACAGCAGACUCCCCCUUCCUUUUUCCCAGAACCUAUAGUGUCUAUUGGAGUGGACAGAAGGUAGAACAGGAUCUUCUGGUAGAUCUCUGGAUUUGAAGUAGACAAGCAAAGAUUUCUGUUUAAUAAAAACAACCACAAAAUUACUUUCUUCCAUCCUCCUCAAUAAUACUGCUAAAAUGGGGGAAGUGAAGUGGGUAAGGAUUGUGACCUCCAUUUUGUUCUGGUCCUCAAAACAAAUUCUGGGAAUAAUUUAUUGGAUGUGUAUAUCAUUUUCACCUGGCUCUGGUUACUGGAUCUUAGUAACAAAAUAGAUUCCACAAGCCUGAAAUCUCUCCCCCCCCCCUAAAUAAAAUGGGAGGAGGCUGAGUAGUAGGCAGCUGUGGUAUGACUUGCAUCAAAGCAUGCUUGCAGCCCAGAAUGUUUAAAAGACUCUGCAGCAGCCGUGGGUCAUUGUAAUGAAAUUCCACCUUAAAGGAGUGUACAGGUCACUGGCAAAGAUACCUUAGGGCAAGAUCAAUGCUUCCAGCAGGAGGAUUGAUCCACAUGUUCCCUUCCAGUUCUUUUAUUUUACAGUCUUAAAAUUCAGUGUGUGAACAAAUAAUUACACCACUGAACUGACGGUGGCUUCUUCUUUUUUUAAAGGAGAAAUUAGAUCCUGUUACUUAAAGGCUGGCAGUCAAAAAGAAGGAAAUAUGCAAAAUCCAGCACCCAACUAUGAUUGUAUUUCUCAUGCUCAGUAAGUAAACUCUUCUAUUAGAAUGUAUUAAGCUGUUCCUUUUCGCAUUCCCAUGGGUUGUGAAAGAAUUAUGCAGUGAACAAAAAGGCAAAAUGAGUACUUGAAUCUGCAUUUUAAAGCCAUAGCAUUUUACCCUGUAUUUUUAUGGCGUUUUAUGAUUAAUUAUGAUGAAUUGUGCUUGUAUAUAUUGCUGUGCAGGGCUUUGACAUUUUAUAUGAGUGGGAGGUUUAUACAAAUUAUUAUAAAUAAAUGAAUGAAUGAAUGAAUAAAUAAACGCCCUCAGGGCAAUUUAUGAAGACCUUAAUAAAAGAUAGUUUAUGUUCUCAAGAUUAUAAUCUAAAAGACAUUGAAUAGAAGGGAAAGGGUUUGGGAGAAGAAGGAGAAAAGCAAGCCCAGUCACUUGUUAUUUUUUGUUUGUGGUACAGUGGCACCUCUACUUAUGAGCACCUCUGGUUACGUAUCCUUUGGGAUACGCAUGCGGCAAAACCAGAAGUAUUUUUCUGGGUUUUGCUGCAUGCGCAUGCACAGAAGUGCUCUACCACGCCGCGCACAUGUACAGAACAGGCACCUCCAGUUGCGAAAACCUCGGGAUCUGACCGGAGCUCCGGAACAGAUUCCAUCUACAACUGGAGGUACCACUGUAUUGUAUAUAUAGGAGGAGUAAAGAAAGAAAGAAAGAACUGCAUUUCAUGAUAAAUGUAUAUUCCAGUAGCUGUUCUCAGUUUUGCAAAACUGUAUAUUGGGAAUAUCAUUUUUAGGAAAUGAAUGUAGAACAUGGGGAGCUACAUUACACUAAAGCAGGCAAUUGGUCUGUCACUCUCAAUACUGUCUAUAUUGUAGCCUAUGUUUUCUGGGAAAAUGGAUGAAUAUUUAAACCAACUUUAACAAUGUAGACUUAAAACAUGACUGUUUAAAGUGGUGUGUUUGGAUUUUUGAAACUUCCACCCCAAAAAGCUUGACAACUUUCUUUUCUUGAUUCCCACCCCCCCAAAAAGCCCAACAACUUUCCCAAAAGAAGCUCAACAACUUUCUUUGAGUGAUUCCACCCCCCCAAAAAAAUAUGGCAACCCUAUAGUGUAUUUGGAUCCUCAAUCAUAAUAAUGUCUCCUCAUCAGCACACGUGGUUUAUUCAGUUAUAUAUGUUAAAUGCCUUUUCUAUUCAUAUUGACUGAGAGAGGAGUGAUGGGUGUUGCAGCAUUCAGUGUAUGGAGGAAUUGCAGGGCAAAAGAACCUGUUUCAUAAGAACGUGAGAAGACUCUUGCUGGGUCAAACCAAAGGCCUCCUUAGUACAGCUUCCUGUACUUGCAGUGAUCAACCAGAUGUCUAUGGGAAGCCAAGAAGUAGGACAUGGACACAGCAACUCUCUCCCAACUCAUGUUCCUCAGCAAUUGGUAUUCAGAGGCAUAUUGCCUCUGACUGUGAUGAGGUUGUAUAGGAAGAUUUUCCACCAGCCUUUGCUCUGAUAAUUGGCUGGAGAAAAUAAUGCAGAUUAGGUAUAUGAAUUGAACAGCACCAUCUUGCGUUUCCAAAAAUAAUUAUGCUCCUGCCAGUUCCUUACUCUUUUAUUUGUUACACCCUCUUGAUUUUCAUCUGUCAUUUACAUUUCAGGGCUAUUUCUAGUUCCCUCAGUCUAGACAGAAGGCAUGUGGCCUCCUUGCUUACUUCCAUGCAGGGCUGGCCUUAGACACAUUUGUACCAGGUCACACAUAGACUGGGGUUGUGGCCACGCAAGCCCGAGGGAGGAAAAACUACUUUUAUGAUGGGACUGUUUAACUUCGCAAAAAAAUUUAUAUAUUCUAUAUAUAUAUAUUUAUAUAUAUAUAAUUAUAUAAUUAUAUAUAUGUGUAUGUCUGCCAGAAGUGAGAAAACUUGAGGCUGCUUUUCUGUCAUGUUUGUAUUCUGCCUUCCCUUGAAAGCAACUCAGGGUUGUGCAGCUGUUAUAGGGUGACUAUUAAGAUGCUGCUGUUAUUGUAAUUACUACUACAUAAUGAUUUGUUUCUAUGCUUCCCUUCCUCCCUGGGAGCCUGGAGCAGCCAACAAGAUGGAAAAAUGCCUUGCAUACAGUAAUAAACAGCAUCCUAAAAUACAUAGAUAUAUGAAAUAUUUAAAAUCAGAAAAACAUACAAAAGUGGUACCAAACUGUUGAAAUCCCCACCAAUGUUCAUGUCUCCGUAGGCUAGACAAACAACAAGUAUUCACAUUAAUUGUUAAUUUGUGCAAACAUAUUCAUUGGGUAAAUCAGAUAAAAAGCCAUUAUUUACUGUAUUUUUUGCUCCAUAAGAUGCACUCUUUUCCUCCUAAAAAGUAAGGGGAAAUGUGUGUACAUCUUACGGGGCGAAUGCAGACGGGAGGCUCUGCUCAGCUCUCGCUUUAAAGAGCUGUGCUGAGCGUGUGUGCGGCUCUUGCUGGCUUUUCUGCGAGGUGGGAGAAGGGACUGACAGGCUGCCCUCUGUCCCUUCUCCCAUCUCCCAGAAAAGCCAGAGCAAGCUGUGCAGCUAUUGCUGAAGCCAGCAGAGCAAGAGCGAUAGCUGUGCAGCGGCUCUUGCUCUGCUGGCUUCACAGCGAAGCAGGAGGAGGGACGGACGGGAGCAAGCAAAGCACCUGUCCUGGUGUCUCCUCCUCUUUUGCAGUGAGGCAGGGGGAGGGAUGGGCAAGCAAAGUGAGAGCUGCACAAAGCAGGAGAGAAGCCAUGUAAGCGGCUCUCGCUUUGCUUGCUUUCAAGCAAGAAAAGCAAGAGCCGCUUACAUGCUCUGCGCAGAAUAUUUUUUUUCUUGCUUUCCCCCUCUAAAAACUGGGUGUGUCUUAUGGUCAGGUGCAUCCUAUGGAGCGAAAAAUACGGUAAAUUGCAGGGGCAACACAUCCUGUUUUGUCAUUUGAAGUGAAACUGCCCUGCCGUGCCACUGCUGCUACCCCUCACCUGCUCCUGCUGCCUCCUAUUCUGCCCCUACUGCACACCCUGCCACAUCCACCCCUAGUGGAUCGGUGCCAAAUUCAGGCAAGACCUUGCCAAUUUUGGGUGAGAUCUCAUGGGGCAGGCAGGGCAUCCACAGGCAUGCGGCCUAGGGGGCUUCUGCCUCACCUUGCCUAAUGGCUGGGCCGGCUCUAGUGAAAUGCUCCCAGGGCAAAUAGCAGCUCAAAAUGGAUGAAGAUUUUCUUUUGGAUCAAGGGGUGUUCUGGUAGAAAAGACUUGUCGAAGGUCAUAAAAAGUCAGUGUGAUUAUAACAGAAGAGGAUAGAAUGUUGUGCCAUUACUUUCACUGCUUUUCAGUCUAACCUACCUCAUUUUGUUGUUGUGAGGACAAAAUGAGAUAAUCUCAUGCAUGCCACCCUGUCUCCUUGGAAAGAGGAUGGGAUACAAAUGGGAGAUAGCCGCAGCCAUCUUGUCAUUCUGUCUCCUGCUACCACAGUGGCCACAUAGAUGCAUCUGAUAAUUCACAAGCAGGUCACGAUGGACGCAGCUAUUCUAUGUUGUCGAUCGGUGAUAUCUGAUCAUCUGCUGGUGCUGCCUCUGACAGUGACAGCAAUUGUACUUGAGCUUUCUUUAGCAGGCAGACCUCCCAGUCUCUUCCUUUUUGCGCACUUGCAGCCCUUACUUUGACUGGCCUUGUGACAACUUUAUAAUGUAAAUUUCCCCAUCAUGCAGAGAGAAUUCAUUUGAAAGCCUCGUGAUUAAUUUGUCGUGUUUGUUUUGAGGGCACGUUACUCUUUCCGGUAGAAGUCAAAGCCUACAGGCUACAAAGAAUUAAUUGCUGCAAAGAGAGAUUCUCUGCAAGUGGCUAGGAGGAAGGUUAAUUUUAAAACACUCUGCUAAAGCAAGUUCUUAAAUACUGCAAAAUACAAGUGUGUCUGGCCUCAGGCAUGUGGAAGAGUUUCAGUCUAGUUGCUCUGUGCACUUGGUUUGGAUUCAUUCCCCAAAGUAACUAGCUGCAGAAUGCUCUGUACUGUACAAAGGCAUCUGUCUGAAUACCUUAACGGUAUCAGAGAUCUCCUGGGCAAUUACAUCUAUAUCUGACAGUUUUCAACAUCACAAUGCUCUCCAAACUCUCUGCAAAUGUACUCUGCACUCCAGGCUUUUUUGCUGGAACAGAAGCAGACAUUAUUGUAAAGUUCUUUAGCACUGAAUGGCAUCAAAAAAGCAGGCUUCGUUUCUCCCCAGCUACCAAGGUGAUUUUAAAUGACAGGGACAUCCUUCAAUUCUAGCAGUAAGCCGCCGAUCCUUAUUACUGAUGCAGAGCGGAUGCUGGCAUUUGACAGGUUUCCACUGCUACGCAGCCACACACAUUUUCACCGAUACACAGGGAAACUCUGUGGGAUUAUGGGACAUGGAGGUUUAAUUAUUAACGGCCAGCUAGGUGCCUCCAGGAGAUGUUCACUCAUAGCAUUUUUAUUCUUAAAAUACACUUCUGCACUGCAAUCCAAUGCAGAUACAUUUCACUAAUUUAAUCAGGGUUUAUUCCCAAAAAAGCAUAUACAGAAUUAUAGCUUCAGUACCUUUGACUGUUGCUUAAAAUGUCUGUUCCUAUGAUGUAAAAAAAAGGUAAAGGACCCCUGGAUGGUUAAGUCCAGUAAAAGGCAACUAUGGGGUUGUGACUCUCAUCUUGCUUCAGUCCGAGGGAGCCAGCAUUUGUCCACAGACAGUUUUUCCGGCUCAUGUGGCCAGCAGGACUAAACCACUUCUGGUGCAACGGGACACCGAAACCAGAGCAACGCAUGGAAAUGCCAUUUACCUUCCCGUUGGAACAAUAUCUAUCUAUCUACUUGCACUUCGUGCUUUCAAACUUCUAGGUUGGCAGGAGCUGGGACAGAGCAAUGGGUGCUCACCCCGCCGCGUGGAUUUGGACCACUGAUCUUCUGAUCAGCAAGCCCAAGGGGCUGUGGUCUAAACCAUCUUUUCCUAUGAUGUAUCUGAUCCAAAACUAGAGAGGAAGUAGGUGGAGCACAUACAGCUCUGGGAGAGCAGGGACCACCCAUCUAUCUCCAGUGUCGAGAAACUUUCCAUUCACACGAAGGAGAUGUUUGCUCAGUAUGUUUCCUGCAUUUGAAGCAAACGGAGAAGGUACUGUGUCAUUCUUUGUGCCCACUGGAACUGGAAUUACAAAUGGGCCAGGAGAGAACCCAGCCUAGCCUUCUCUUGCGCCUUUAGCAUCCACUUGAUUUGUGGAAAUGAACAGCCAACAUUUUAGCCCUGCUCAGAUCUGUAGAUCUAGUUGCUUUUAAAGACACAGUAGAUGUUGCUGGGCUUUUUUAAAGAAACAAAUUAGCAACCCUAACUAUAACUGCUGUUUUUUAAUAGAUACCCUCUAGACACAUGAAACUUAUGUCAUUGGUUGUGCUACAAAUGAGUCCUCAGUGCAAGUUCAGCAUAGAAAACUGGCUUAUACCAAGUGACAGCAGUGAUUCAUCUUGUCCAGCAGCUCUCCAGGGUUCCAAACAGGAAUCUUUUUCCAUCCUUGCCUGGAGAAUCCAGGGAUUGUACCUGGGGCCUUCUGCAUCCAAAGACAUGUACCAGCCCAGAGCUACAUCAUGAUGAAAUCUAAGCUGUGACAUAAGACUAUUUCAUGUUGGAUAUCUCCUUAUGCUGUAGGAAAGCUCCUUUUAGGCUUAGCAUUUAAAGCUUCAGAGCUCUUCUAAAAACUCUAUUCCAUUAUUACUAUGAUAAACAGCCAGUUUUCCUUCCUCAUUUGUGAUCAGCCAGUCUUCCUUUCUGGCUUGGUACUUUCAUGUGUCUCUUAGCAUGGAAGUAAAAAUUUCCGACAGCAUUUAUUCAAAAGUAAUUGCUUAGAAAUGAUAAAGUAAAAAGAGUCUCCUUUCUGUAGUUAGUCUAUCAUGCCAAGAUGAUUUGAACUGUAUCCGGUCUCUUCCCCUGCCCCCAUGCAAAUCAAACAACAUAUAAUAUAUCCUAUGUUGGAUGUUCAGAGAAGGAGAAAAAUGUUGCAGUUAAGUUUUAUUGGCACUUGUUAAUGUACUCAACAGCUGGCAAUUUAGAUCAUGCCAUAGAAGUCUACAGAAAAAGAAGAAAAGGAAUGGGGGAAGCAUUGCCACAUGGUGGCAGCAAAUGCCUUUCAAGGAGCGACUAUCUCUGCAGUGAUCUAAACUCUGGUGCAUCAUUUAGAUUAGAAGGUAAUAAGGGAGGGACAUCAAUCUCCUGAAGAAACAGGAGGGGUCUCUUGAGAAAACAGAAUGGCAAGAAUUGUUAUCAUCUUCCUAAUCUUGAUCUAUCUUUUGAAGUAUUUUUCAGAGAGUGCUAGUAAAGGUGAUUGAAAUUAUUUGGGGUACAAUCCUGAACAAUUGCAGUUAACAAAGAUACGAUUUAACAGCACUUGGAGAUAUGUGUGUCUGUAUAUAUUUAAAAUUUAUUUACACCCCACCUUUUCCCCUAAAAAGACUCAGAUAAAAAUAAGAACUGCUAAAAACAUGGGGAAAACAAUCAUUAAAUUAAAAGUGCACACAAUUCUCACUAUCCUAACUCUCGUCAUAUGAAAAUUCACUUAUCCAAACACAACAAAUUAGUCCCCAAACCUUGUUGUACACACUGCAGAUGCAGAUAUCCAAACAGCUGGACCUGCAUUUAGUACUGUAAACAAAUAAGCAGCCUUAACCAAGCCUUACUGUUUUGUGUUUUGCUGCUUCGCAGCAGCCAUUUCACCAGAAACCAUGGGGCGAAGGUGGGUGGGGGGAGAUAAGAUAAAUAAGAGAGCAUUUUUUCCUUCCUUGUUUGCCAUUUGCAGAGUUUCAGAGGUUUUCCCUGGGUUUUCCCAGGCUUUUUCAUCAUUUUAUGGUCAAAAUCCCAGGGCCAGAAAUGCAUUAGAAAUUAGAAUAAGUGACUUGUUAUGGGAAUGUUCGCCAAAUGAUUUGCUGAGAAUGCAUUGUGUAUAGAUAGUGAGAUCUGUAUUUAUAUACAUAUUUUUAAAAAUCUAUAAAAAUCACAUCAGGCAUAUGCAGGUCCCAUGUUAAGAGAGGCAUCUCCCCAUAAGAUGGAAUACCUCAUUUCAGAUGAUGGGUGCCACCCUCAGCUUUUAUAUGUUUCUAUUUAAAAUUGUUGUUGUUGUUUGUUAUAUCUGCUUUCCAAUUAAUCUGGGAUCGGCACCUUUUAAAAUCAAUCAAAACACUUAAAAAAAAUCAGUUGAGUGAAUGGACUAGUUCACUAAAGAUUGGCUUUAUGGUCUUGUGCAACAAGUGUCAACAACACAUUAUUUUUACAUUACUAUCUGAAUAAUUAACCAAGCAAGUUUUUAACUGGCAGGGCAGUCCAGUGCAUGUCUGCUCAGAAGGAAGUCACACUGAAUUCAUUGGGGCUUAACUCUCAGCUAAGUUUGCAGCCUGAAUGCUGAAAAUUCCAUGUUCCUGUUCCAUUUGCAGCCUAAUUAAGAGUUGGUAGAGAUUUCCAGUACCCUCCUGCAUAUGGUUUCUUGGAAUUAAGCCGCGUUGGCGUUUUAGUCCCUAGCAAGUGUGUGAAUGGCAGCCUUAAAAACUUGUUUCUCCAUUUCAGUAGAGUGCCUUGUGCAUGCUGCUUUUUUUCUGUAUCUGAGGCCCUCAGUACUUGGAUUAAAAUACCAGUUGACACAGGUUUAGUCAUUUUGGUUCAAUCUACGUUCCCUGAAGCAACAGGAUUUCCUGUGUACUGGUUACGGAUACUCAUGAUGUACCUAUAAUGCAACAGAUGCACUAGAUUGCUUUCCUUACCAAAUUAAGAUAUGUACAAAAUCACACCGUAAAUGAAUUAAUUUCUAGAGUGUCAGUAGAGGGCACUGUAUACCUUUUGCAGAGGUCAUGCAUACAUAACAUGCCUGUCAAGUAGAUUGGUAGUUGCUAAUUUACCUUUCGAAAUGCAUUCAUUAUUCCAUUGCAGAUAUUAAUUGUCUGUGGUAGCUAUUUACAUACACAGCAGAUUUUUAGAAAUACCAAACCUCUUUUUCAAGAUCCUACAUUUAUGGUGUUAUUUUUGGGGGUGCAUCUUUUACGUACUAUUUUAUUAUAUAUUUUAAAUACUUAUAAAACACUAACACAGUGUCUAGACUUCUUACUGUUUAUGCACUGUCAUCUGAGAUGGUACUUUAAAAAAUAAAGUCAAGUGUGUGAAUAUUAUAGCAUUCAGACUGAAGAGGUUUUAAACAACACAGGAGUGGGGGUGGGGGAGGGAACAUGCCAAAACUAAGUUGAGCAAGAAAAGAAGCAGAGGGAAUGUGGCGCACAUCCAUGAUAGAGAAUGUGCCUGGUGGAUUGGGCACCCAAUGAUUAGCAAAAACACAUUCACCAAGUGGAGAUCUAAAGGUAAAGGGUAAAGGGACCCCUGACCAUUAGGUCCAGUCAUGGCCAACUCUGGGGUUGCGGCGCUCAUCUCGCUUUAUUGGCUGAGGGAGCCGGCGUACAGCUUCUGGGUCAUAAGCCGCUUCUGGCGAACCAGAGCAGUGCACGGAAACGCUGUUUACCUUCCCACUGGAGCAGUACCUAUUUAUCUACUUGCACUUUGAUGUGCUUUCGAACUGCUAGGUUGGCAGGAGCUGGGACCAAGCAACGGAAGCUCAUCCCGUCGCGGGGAUUUGAACCGCCGACCUUCUGAUUGGCAAUUCCUAGGCUCUGUGGUUUAACCCACAGCGCCACCCGCGUCCCAAGGGGAGUUCUAGUGCAAGUUAAAGAUUAAUGUCAUGGAUGGGCUGGAUGCAGAGGAGCGGCUAGAGGCAGCAGCCAAGGAACCCCCAAGGGAACUACCAGAGGUUGGAGGCUCUGAGCCAGGGUGGGACAACGAUGAGUGGUCAGAGGUGGAAGGAGUAGACUGUCGGUGGUGGAAGCUGAAGAGGUAGCGAGUUUAGUGAACAGGAAGAGACUAUGGCAGAGCACCGUUCAGAUGCCAAGACAGAAGCGGGGGCUGGAGAGUGAGACCAGGAGGCAGAGAAGCUGGCUGCGGAAGAUGCAGUCUCCCUUUCUGCGAUUAAUUUAAUUGAUUUAAUCCACUGUGUGCUCUUUGUAAUCUCACUGUACAAUGCUUAGAAGCUCUGGUGAUUAAGUGGUAUAUAUAUAUAUAUCUGAAAUAAAAUAAGCAAAAUAUAUUCACCUCUGCAAAGAAAGCAUUCUCCAUGAUUUAUGACUACUGCAUUGCCAUCAUCCUUGUACAUAAAGCCUCUCUAAACUGUCUCUAUAACUGAGGUUCCCUAUCAUUGCAAAAUGCUACUUCCAGACAGUGACCUCUAAGGUACUGAGUGGCCUAGGUUUUAAUCGCUCUGCAGAAACUGGGGUGAGGUUUCAUAAAACCAUUUGGGGAGCUGCAGGUUGUACAAACACUCCCACAAUCUCCAUAGUCUUUUCAGUGCCUUAAUGAGGCACUCACUAAAAAUUAAUUCUAGUCCUUUAUCUUCUUUUGUGCGCAGUGAAACCCAUUUCAGCUCCUCUAGUACAACUACCUCAGAGAGCCAAGAAGCAUCUUCUGAUCAUGGGCCAAGUGCGUUGCAACAGCAGCUGCUACUGAUGGUGGCACGAAGAACCCUUUCCGAAACCCAACGGGUACCGUGUAAUAUCUCAGUUCCUAACACUUCGUAUAAAUAUGUCCCAGGGAAGGAGAUUUCUUUUAAAUGGGCCUUUUCUGUUAUUGCUGGGAUUAGGGUGACUUGUUUAAUAAUCAUGUAAAUAUUGAUGUACAUACUUGACAGUUAUUUCAGGAUAUUUGACUACUUUUGCAUGCUUGUUCGGAAAAGAUCCCAUAAAUACUCCCAGCAGGGAAGGAAGGCAUUCUUUACUGAUGGGGUCAGAGCGAACCUUUUCUAAAACCCCCACUCUUGCUGAUUGUCUGGAUCAGGCUGAUUAUGUAUUCAUUGUAUUAAUAUAUUCAUUUAUUGUUCAUUAUCUCUUUAGUUAAUCUCCUGAUGAAGAGCUGUUUUGUCUUGAAAUGUGUAAGGAGAGUUUGCCUUUGUGUAGGAUACACUGAAGUGUAUAUAUAGGUGAAGCUUUUGUGGGUUUUUGGUUCAAGGUUUGUGAAUUGGCAAAUCUGAUAUAACUAUUGCUUCUGUAGGAUAGCUUUUGGGAUGAAUGCUGUGUGAGUACAGGUGGGGAAAUCUUAUACAGUUGUACCUUUGUUUUCGAACAGAAUGAGUUCCGGAAGUCUAUCCGACUUCCAAAACAUUCGGAAACCAAGGCGCAGCUUCCAAUUGCCUUCCGAUUAUGCAGGCGUUCCAAAAACAAUAGUGGAAGCUGCAUUGGAUGUUUGGCUUCCCAAAAAUGUUUGAAAACUGGAACACUCACUUCCAGGUUUCGAUCAUUUGGCAGCCGAAACGUACGAGUACCAAGGCGUUAGACAACCAAGGUACAACUGUAUAGGUAUGUGUGUACACACACACACACACACACACACACAUUUCUGUGCUUCCUGGGGGUGGUGGGGCAUCUGUUGGGGCUCUUUCACUUGUAUCAGGAGUUUGAUGGCCUGGGCCAACAGCCUAACUUAAGUGGGCUGUCGGAGCCAGCCGUUACAAAUGGCGGAGUUUAGCAUAAAAUAUAGACACAGAGAGCCAGCAAUAUUUUCAUGAUGGUAGGAGCAGCUCCUUUCGAACUUCCCUCUCCUCCUCCAGCUUUUUUAUUAUCCUUUGUCCUCUCUCCAGCCGCAUGGCUGUUUGCCAAUGUCUCACGUUACCUCAUCCGGUCAAGGCUUUAACCCACCCACAAACCAUAUAAGGUCAACACAUUCCAAUACAUUGUAAAGCUCAGAGUGCUGGUCAGCCGAGGUCAGGGGGCACCCUGCAAUAUUACAAGCCUUUACCGUGGCUUUAUGACUCCCACAGUGGGCUACAAUGGAGCCUGGAAUAUUGGGGCAAAUGGAGCACUUCUUCACCAGCUUCAGUCUGCCCUCAGCCAGCCCCCACCUUCCUGAUUUCUCACUUGCAACAAGCCCAGGGGGUGGCCCUACCUGACAGAUUCCUCUUCCCUAGUCUCAGCAAGGAGGAGGAUGGGGACAAAAGUAGAAUUAGUUGGCUCUACCGUCCAUUGGCUCCAGUUCCACUUCCUGUGCCAUUGUUUAUGUAGCCAAAAUGCCACCAUCCAUGCACAUGAGGCAGGUAUCAGCGGACUUGUGGGAACUUCAAGGUCUGCAAAACCUUUGGAGGUGGGGAAACUCCUAAGGGGAGCAACAACAGGGAGAAUCCACACUGUGGCAUUUUCUUGCAGUUCCUACUAGUAAAUAGUAAAAAUUUGGCUUUCCGCCCUUGCCCAUGUUGCCUCAUGGUAGCAAGUAUGUGCAUGCAAAAAGUUUUCAUUUAAUUACUUCAUGUGUUUUAAUUCAGUUCAGCUUUUUUGGGUUAUAACUAUAGGUCAUCACAAAUAUAAAAAAAGGGAAGAUCUCCAUUAAUUAAUGAAUGAAUGAGAUGAGAAGUAAAACAACAACAAAAAGACUCCAUUUUACUUCAAUGCAUGCAUUUCUCCUCUUCCUCUUUGGUGAUCACUCAUAGCCGAGUAAGAUUGUCUUCCAUGAACACAGUCUUAAAAGUGAGUCCAUAAGUGACUGUGGAGGCCAAUUCCACACGUCCUUCCACAGUGGGGACAUAGGUUUCCGGUUGGGAAUUGAUCACGGUGUGGGUUUGCCAAACGUGCCUUUCUCUUGGCAUGUUUCUCUCUUUCAUCUUGAGUUCAAGCAUCUUCAAAGUCCAUGGCACUUUUGGUAAAGGCUGUUCUCCGAUUGGAGCACUUGCAAGCCAGUGUUUCCCAGUUGUCGGUGUUUAUACUACAUUUUUUUAGAUUUGCCUUGAGAGAGUCUUUGAACCUCUUUUGUUGACCACCAGCAUUACGCUUACCAUUUUAAGUUCAGAGUAAACAUGACUCCACAUUUUGUUGCAGUUCCCAUAAGUAAAUAGUAAAAAUUUCACCCUAACAUGGGGUUUCUAUGCAUAAGUGACAUUAUUACUUGUUGGUAUUUUUAAAUUAGACCAUAUGCUUCAGAUUGGCCAGAAACCUUCCAAAAUCUGGCCAGAAUAAUCCUCAUAUAGGAGAAGGGGAGUUUUUCUUCACUAACUGAUGGAGAAAGUUAUUUUUCAUCUUUCACAUAAAGAACAAUGUUGUUGACAUUUUUUAAAAAAUAAAAAAGGAAGUCAGAGCAUAUCCUUGCUUCCCCCUCCUAUCAGCUGAAAUAAAUCUACUAAGAGCCCUUUACAAAGAUAGUUUUCCCUUCGGGGAGGUGUUAAAACAAAGCAUCUAGAAAAGAACCAGAAGGCAUUGGUCAAUAUUGGUGCUGGAUAGCUUGACCCACAACAAUGUUUCCGAAGCAGCUUUCAAAUUCACAGAUACUGCAGAUAAUAACCCUUUCACGAGUCUUGAAUGUUUAUGUAUUAGAUGGCUCAGCAUGAAGCAGUUGUGCAGAAUGAAGAAUCUGCUCCUAAAUCUUUCUUUGAUACUGUUGCUAAAAUAUAUGUGAGGUAUCUGUUAGUUAAACUUGAAGCCUGGACAAUAGAAAAUAACAUCUUCAUGGAAGAACAAGAAAGAUUUAGGAGCAGAUUGAUUGGUCUAUAAUUCAGUGGUAAAAAUUUAUCUUCUGUUUUAUAUAUGGGAGUGGGUUUAAUUCAUUUCAUUAUUCAUCAGUUUGCUUUUCAUUUGUUUUCACAGCCGAUACAUAAUUAGUUCAUUCAUUUUCAUUAUUCCCAUUCACUGUCGUUUUCUACUGCCUUAAGUGAAACUUAGCUACAUACUCCUCAGCUGCCUGUAACUUUUGUGUUUUUCACAUUUUGAAAAACGGCAUGGUAUUUUUUAGCCUCUUUCUAACUCUCCAAAGGAUCAGACCUACCACAUUCCAGAAAGAUAGGACAAAGUGUACCCAUGUUAUAGGCAGUUUAAAAAUGCACACCUUUUCACUAAUGAGCUAUGAAUGAAGUGAAUGGGAAAUGAAUGGGGUUUUUUAAAAAAAUCAAAACUUCACUCAAAAGUCUACUCACUUUUUCAAUAGAAACAAAUGAAAUAAAAUGGGGCUUUCUGCCUGUUCCAUUCCAGACUUUGGCUUUUGAACUCAAGGAUUCUAGAGUGGAGAACAUCCUCUCUAGGGUUUGUUUUAGGUCAACUUCUGGCCUUGUUAACUUGUAUUAUUCCAUCUGAAUGUCUUAUUCUGAUGUAAUACAUGACUAUAGCAUUGUAGGAACCAAACCAUUGAUGCAAGUAUUACUUUGGAAGUCGACGGCUGUUAGAUUUGGGGCAGGGGCAGGAUAGCAGUCAACCUGUAACUUUAAAACAGGAUUUGACUGCCCAAUGAAAACAUAGCUUAUUUUCUACUGUGGUAAUUUUUCAUUAGAAAGUAUGUUAAACUUUUUAGAUGGUGGUUUUGAUUCCGAAAGGUUAACCGAUGAUUAAAUUGAACAAUGUUUUUUAAGGAGCAGAGAGUAGUUAGAAAACAAUUUUAGUACUUCAGAGAAAUAAAGGUCAAAGGAACUUAUUCCAGCAUCUUACUGUAAUUGAGUUUGUGGUUUGAUAGAUUCAAAUCACAUACAAAACCUAAAGGUCAAAGAGCAAUCUUGGCUGAAGUGGGCUCAAUAAGUAUUUUGUUCCUGUAUAUUGUAAAUGGUCUGUGGCACAACCUUAUGACUACAAUGAAAGAUAGACUAGUUUUUUCUAUGCACACGAAAUUGGGUUUUAUUCAUGGUGCAAGCAAAAUGAAAUCUAUUUUUAAGAAGUUCAAUAUAGAGGCUCGUUCAAAAGUAUCCACUGGAAAAAGAAGCCGGUAUGAAAUUGCAUAGCUUUCUCUUAGGCAAUACACAAUUAUAUUCAUCUUUUAUUUUAUUUUAAAGCAUCUCAGUGAAGAUCUUGAGGAUUCAUCAUGUUCAUCGGCACAAAAGAAAAUUAACAAGCAGUUUUACAAAUUUAUCGUAUUUCCUGGCAAAUGGAUAAAAAUCUGGUAUGAUCGACUUACCUUGCUGGCCCUGCUAGACAGGUAAACUUUUUUUAAAAAAAAUUACUAUUUUACAAUGACAUUUAUUUGUUCCUUAGAAUAGGGCUGGCAUUUCAGAUUCUGGGAGGUAGACCAAAGGGACUUAAAAGGAGGCGGAGAUUCAGUGUGAAAGGUCUACUCGCAGAUACGGUAGAGAUUAAAUUGUGAAACACUAGCAUAUUUUUGAAGAAAAUUCAUUAGGAUAUUUUCUUGUUUCAUUGUCAGCUAGCAGCCUUGUGCUGGGCUUUGCUCGGGAAUGCCAAGAAACCAAAAUGUUUUCGACGCAAAUAAACUAAUUUUGAAAACGCACAAAGGGUUUUUAAUAUCUUUGACAAUGCUAACGUUUGUAUAGACCCAUUUAUUGUAGCAAUCAUACAGAAACUGUGGGUUGCCAGAAAUGCACGUGCUCCUAAGGAAUAAUCACAUGUAAUUUGAAACAUGGGGAACAUUGAUGGUCUUCCUACCUUUAAAAAAAUAAUACUCUUGCCUGUCACUCUGACUCAGCAAUAUUUUGCAUGUACUGUGACUUCAGUACACACAUCUUGCUUUCUCACUCAUAAGGGCUUUUCUGUUUCCUUUGGUUGUGGGGGCAGGGGACAACUUUGCACAAAGAAGCCAUCUAAGGAUGGAGUAUUGUGUCUUCAUCAGGGCAUAAUACAGAUUUGUUUUGGGGCAUCCAGAGAAGGUUAAGCUGGAUGCAAAUUACUGAGAUGGAUAGUUAUAUAAAUUCAAUAAAUAAUAAUAAUAAUUAAUAAUAAUAAAAGUUAGUGCACAGUUAUGGACUUAAAUCCCUUUCGUUUCACUUAAUUUCUCUAGAUAGCACAUUGCACCUGCCCCCUCCUCUCCCUAAUGUUGCUAUAAAGAUAUGUUAUACAUAUGGUUGUAUUUCUUCUUUGAGUUAAAUACUUGUGUUUUAUUUCUAUAGGACAGAAGAUAUCAAGGAGAACGUUUUGGCAAUUCUACUAGUAAUCCUUGUUUCUUUUCUUGGCUUUGUAAUUAUGAACCAAGGUUUUUGUAAAGACAUUUGGAUCCUCCUGUUCUGUCUAAUCAUGGCAAGCUGUCAAUACUCCCUUCUAAAGGUAAAAGUAAAAAAAAGACAAAUUCAACAAAUACAUGUGGGGUCCUGUAAUUCACUCAUAGCUAAUGCGGUGAAUCUUGUUUUGUUUUCAGAGCAUUCAGCCUGAUCCUGCUUCACCAAUACAUGUAAGUUUCAUCCAACAGAUAAAAGCUUUUACCGGUGUCGUAUCUAUUCUGUCAGUUGGUUCAGCUGAAUUUCUGGAAAUAGUUGAAACAAGCCAUCUCUUUAGAAUCCUAACUCCAUUUUUCCAACUAAAAAGUUAAAACUCAAUAAAAUGACUCAGGUUGACUGACUUGCAUGUGACACAUUUUUCUCCUUGCUAAAUUAACUUGUACUUUGUCAUUCUGCAUGUCUGAAACACCCUUUUUGCAUGAGCACCAAAGUACUGUAGUAAUUUGGGAGAAGCAUGAUUAAAGAAUCAAUACUGGAGAGUUAUGAUAUAUACUAGGAAUGUUUUUAUCAAGUGGCAUCAAGCUGAGAUGCACGGGAUCUGCUAAUUGCAGGAACAGAAUCCACUUAUUUCCAGCUGACAAAGUGUGGCUUCUGAUGUUACUCAGAAGCAUUGAAAGAAAAUGUGCAAAUCACUUGCACAUCCCCUUUCCAUGCUUCCAGACACUGUCUGAAGCAGUGACUCACAUCCUUCCCUCCAUGGGGAGAUGUGUGCUGGAUGUGCAUCUUGAAAUCACACAUCUCCCCCAGUUUUGCUGCGUGAAUCAUUUGUUUUGGAUGUUAAAUGGGUUUCUGGUAAGAUGAGUUAUGCAAUUACUUGCUCAUCUACUUAUUUGGGCUUACACAGGUGAUAUCAAAAGUUGCCCACAGACCAUUAUAGAGAGUUCUAAAAAUCCAGGUAGUCAUUAUCAUAGUAAGCAGAGAAUAAGGAUUUGCCUUUUUAAAAUUGGCCUUGGUGUACAGAAUUCUUGGACAUUUAUUAGCUAUGGUCACUAUGAAUUCAAGGCAGAAGUCCUUUGUAAUGAAUGACACAUACCACCGUGAAAAUUCAAUUGUUUGCCAGUUUUAACUUGUCCUCACUCAAGGCUCCAGGUAGAAUUUAAUGUACUGUUUGAUUCUCUGCAGUAAAAGUAAAAAGGAUUGUGGCAUGUGACCGUUUAGAGACUUAUUUUGUCGGUUAUCAGCUGGCUAGGCUUAAUGCUGAUUAGAAGAAUGAUGACACCCCCCCCUGCAAAUAAUUGAUUUGCUACUUUUACAUACAAUAUAAUAUGUAAAAUAAAACUCAAUGAGUACCAGUGGACAAUAUCGUUAGAUAUAGCACUAUGUGUGUAACCUUGAACUCACAUACUCUAGUAUUGUGUGUGUUUGUGUUUCACAAAUGGUUGGAAGUCUGAUUUUUAUUUUUAUUUUGAAAUUGUUGACAGUGCUGGUUGAAUUAGUUAAUUGUGUCUGCCUUGUUGAGCAUAGACAGAAUGGCAUUUCUAUGGUUGUUAAACCUAUUUAUUUUAUAUGCUCAUAUGCCACACAAUAAACAAAGUAUCUAGGCAGUUAACAUACCCAUAAAACGGCAAAAAAGUGCUUAACAUCUGGACUGUGGUACACAAUAGAAACUGGGUUGAGCCAUAUAUCAAAAAAAGUUUGUGUAAACAGAUGAGUCUUGAGCAAACAUCUGAAGCAAAGUACUGAUGGUGUCUACUUAAUAUGAAUAAGGCAGGGGCUUCACGACUGGAUGCAGACAUACUGAAUGCCCUGUUUUUUGUAGAAGGAAAGCAAGCAUCAUGUGACACUCUUAACAGUUCUUCUCCAGCUGAGCAUAAAGACCAGGCAGGUAUGGGGCAAGUUAGUCCAAAGCUGUUCAGAGCUGUAUAUACUAUCAGCAGAAUCUUGGAUUUGACAUGAUAGCUAGUUAUAUGCAGUUGAGUUAUAUGCUGGUUAUGGGAAGCUGCCAUCAACAACUAGGCAGCUCCAUUCUGGUCUUGUCACAGCUUCCAGAUCAAACACAACAGGCCCAUCUAGAAUGAAUUAACGUAGUAGUCUGAUUUUGAGGUUGCCAAACCUGAAUCACAGUGACCAGGAAUCGAGGAAUGGGUGUAGUUGUCUCACCAUAUGAAGCUUAUAGAAAGGUAUUCUAGCCACCUAGACCACUUGGGCCUCCAGUGAUAUAGAUGGAUCCAGGAGUACCCCUAGGCUGUGAACCUGGUCUCUCAGAGGAAGUGUGACCCUGUUCAGAAUAGGUAAUCCCCUGGACACAGAAACCACCCACCCACAGCUCCCCCAUUUUACCAGGAAUUAAGCUUUAUUUAUUGGUCCUUAUCUUGCCCACUACUGCAUCCAGGCACCUAUCCAGUCCUCACACAGUGCCACCUGAUUCAGAUGUAAUAGGGAAGUAAGAGUUGAGGUUCAUCUGUGCACUGAUGACACCUCAUCCUAGUGACUGCUUCUAGAGGUUUCAUCAAGAUGCUGAAAAGCAUUAAUGAGAAAAUAAUACCCUGUGAUACUAGAUGCCAUAAACACUAUGGGGCCAAUGACUUCUCUCAGUGCUACCCUCUGGGCUUGACUCUAGAUUCUAUAAUUGCAACCACUAACCCAAUAUUAUCAACUUUUGAGUGACACCCACACUUAACUGGGAGUGAAUCUGGGAUCUCUCUUGCUCAUUUGUAGCUCUUUCCAAAUUUGUAUAAACCCUCCCUUGCAUCAGUCAGAAAGACUGUAAAACUUGAAUCCAGAACUCCAUGGGUUCAAAUUUAAAGACUCUGCAUGAUCUCAAAUCACCAAGUCAUUUUGCUGUCAAAAUUCACUGCAAUUCAUGUCACAGCUAACAUGCAAAUUAGUUAAUCCUGAACUUCAUUGUGUUUCUUUUCCUUGCAAGCAUAAAUAAAUCACAAAGCAUAUGGAAUUGCUAGAUACAUCAGAGCUGAAAAGCAUUUCAUGCUUAGAUGCAAACUGGGCAUUGCUAUUAGAGAGCACAUUAGUUUCUAGUUCCAAUCAUUACUACAUAUGAUUUCCAGUGAUUUAUAAGAAAUAAAUAUUCAGACCUCGCUAAAGAGGUAAUUUUCUCUGUGCUAAAUGUAAGUUCUGUUUGUCACUUAAACCAUAUAAAGUAGCAUGAGCGGUAAUCAAAUCAGUUGCAUGGGCAGACAUUAAUAAUGUGCACAUUUGUUUUAAAAUGAAAAGAAAUUGGCUUAAUCAAAAUUGCAUUAUAAUAACAUCAAAGCCUGAUUUGAAAGUACUGGCAGAGACAAAGCACCUAAUGAUUUUUAAUGAAAGCAUUUUUCUAAUGCAAUAUUGGGGACCUAAGUUCAGCAGUGGUAGUCAAGUUUUAUUGAAAUACUAAAUUUAUGGUUUCUUUUAUGAAAUGCUAUUAUAUAGGGAAACCUGCCCUAUUUUUGAUUUCACUGAUUCUGAUGUCUUUUUAGUAUGGCCAUUUCUUUCAAACCACCGUGCUGUGCAAUUAUAGGCUCUCCAUGUCCCCUGUUUUGCAAAAGCUUUGGGAAGAAAGACGUGGCGUCUGUUGUGCCCAUCAUGACUGUAAUAUGAGCACCCUCUCCACUCCUAUCGCCAGCUAUAUUAUCCAAACAAGUAACUCAGUCCUAUGAACAUCUGGAUGGAUCUCCACCCACAGGAUGCUCCUGUGGAAGAAUGGGAGAAGCACUUUAGCUAAUUCUCUCUGCAGCCUCCUAUGCACCCCCUGAAAAUCUGUUUGGAGUGUUAGGGGACCCUCUGGAACUGUGUGGGAAGAAACUCGACGGGCAAGGGCCGAAGGCAGAAUCAACAAAAGUCACCUCACAUACAACCUUUCUCCAGCAGGGAGCUUCUACUGGAUCUCAGUUCCUUCAUUGAACAGAAGAAGGAGCCUUUCUGUUUGCAGAGGGGCAAAUCCUACCAAACCUUGGGAUUGCAUGGACAUGCAGGGGACUGGAAAAGAGGGUGCAGCUACUUUGCUCAUCCACGCUGCUUUUAGCCGUCAUGUUAAGCUCAGUGGCGGAGCUUCAUGCUCUGGCACCGGGGGGCGGAGAGCAGGCGGGGGCAGGGCUGGUACAGGUCCUGGGGGCAUGGCACCCCACCAGGAUCACUUUGCCGGGGAUGGUGCGCUCCCCCUGCACCCCUCUUCCUCCGCCAGUGGUUAAGCUAAGACAAGGUUUAAUUGAUGUCACACAAUCCAUAGGUGUUCCCACCGAAGUACUUUCCAGUCCAUGCAACAUUCAGGCCCUCAACAUGCCUCAUAACAACAAAAGCACAAGUCUUCUAAAACUGGAUCAGUACCACACUAAACAGCAUCGUCAAAAAACAGAAGGGACUUCUCUGCUAACCAGAUCACCCUUCCCCAAAGACCUUGUGAAAGGAGAUCAUUUGACCAGUCUCCUGAAAAUCUGAAUGGACUUUGGAAGAAGGUUCCAUAAAGUUUUUGCGCUUCUACUUUCCCUUCUCUUCUGCGCCCAAGUCUUUUUCUUCUUGUUGUCAUUUUCAAAACCUCCUUUAUAUUUUUCAGAUAGCUUUACAGCAGCUUUUUCCAUGGCAAAAUGGAAAAGCAAGGCACAUAUAUAAGAGAUCUGAAACAGAGCAGUGCUUCAUAAUGUGUUACAAGCACCAACAUUUUUUCACAUUUUAUAAUACAUGCAAAUGGAAGCACAGGCACCCUUAUGAACGGCUCCGCAAGUCGGCAUGACAGGCUGCCAUAUUGUACUUCUUCAUAAUUCACAGAAUUGCAUUAAAGUGAAAGCACACAAGGCAGGUUGAUGCUAAUGCCAGGACACACAACAGCAGGGAAAUUAAAGAAUGAUUAGAGUCCCCACAUGUUUGCCCUUCAGUAUUAAAACAGCUGGGGGAGACUUGGCAUAACUGUCCCCGAGUGGUUUCCCCCAGGAUUUUUAUGUGAGAGCUAGAAGUGCUCUUCAUCUCAGGCUGUUUCCAUGGGUUUCGCAGUUUUGAAAAUUUGCACAGACUUCUUAGUUGGGGGUGGAGUGCCCCUGCCAAUGUUACGUUAGCAGGGAGCUGCUAUGUGGAUCCUUUCUGUGUCCUUCCAUACCAGUGGGUAUCUGACAGCGCACAGGAAAAGUGAAGAUCGCAUCUUCUCCUGCUGCCACUUUUGAGGUUUCCAGUAUGAAUCAACACUGAUCUUCCUACGUAUCCAAGAUCUUCCGGCAUUGCUGGGCUAAGGUUACUAGAUUUUUUUCAAUGAAUCCGGGGACACUUUUCAACUUCAGUGGAUUUUGUAUGGGGACUGAUUUGUAAAUCCGGGGACUGUCCCCAGGAAACGGGGACGUCUGGUAACCUUAUGCUGGGCAGCAUGGAAAGAACACGCAAUACAGCAGCUCCCAGGGUGCUGAACAUAAUGUUACAAGAGACACCCACAAAAGUGGGGCGAUGGUAUGAUCCUUUGACCACUUCAUCCAUGGCAUCAAUGGUACAAGACUUGUGGCUCCAUAUAAUUGCUAUUAAGCUGGUUCACAUGUAGCAUUAAACUGUGUCAAAAUAAACUCUGGCUUGACGUGGAUGAGUAGCAGGCUUUUGCACACAGUGAAUACCAGCGCAUUGCUUGUUUGCUUUAAACCAUUAAUUUUAACUAUGGUUCAGGAUUAUGUACAAACCAGGCCAUUGUAGUGUAAUGGCAUAUACAUUUGGAUUUUGAAAUAAAAAAGAAAAUCAUAAUAUACUGCUAUUCUCUGAUAUUUGAGAUGCAUAUCCUAAGUUUUGUACUUUUCAUGUUUUGCGCUAUGAAAAUUUGCACUUUGUGUAUGAAAGGGUAUAAUGGCAGCUUUAAAUAUAAAUAUGUUUUGUCUGUCUGCUUUUCUAGGGGCACAACCAGCUGAUAACGUACAGCAGGCCUGUGUAUUUUUGUAUAUUGUGUGGCCUUAUUUUAUUGCUAGAUGCAGGAUCCCAAAACAAAAGUCCCCCUAUUUAUACGGUAUAUGGCUUGAAGAUCUUCUCACCAGGAUCAUUUCGGGCAGCCAGAGACCAUGUGAUUGGUGAGUUAAACAUUAACAAUGGGCAGUCUGAUGCUCUUAUUUUGUCACUUCUUUUGCCUCUUUGCUUUUUAUCUCUGGGGUUCAGAAUGUGGUAGAGAAUAAACCUUUAAACAUGGAUGUAUGUCUUGUGUGUUGUACAUGGUCAAGCACUGGUAACCUCUGAUCUGUGUAGCGCAGGGACAAGGAAAUUCAGGCCUCUGUAUCUGACCCACAAAAACUUCCCCAAUUCACACCCCUCACUGGCCCUGUGUGUAGAAACAUCCUACUAUGCAAUGGUAAAAAUGACAUAUUUUUUAAAAAAAUAAUAUUUAUUGAUAAUUUCAAAAUUACAAGAAAAAUUAAAAAAUUGACAUUUGUUGCCCCACCCACUUUUGCCUCUGGUCUCACCAAUCACUGCCAUGUUCUUCUUGGAAGGUUGCCCGGUAGCGAAAGCUCACUUGGGUUGAAAAAGGUUCCCCACCCUGAUGUAAUGGAAGAUGCUGCUGAAGUUCUAAUAAUUUCGGGGGGUGUUUUCAGAAUGUUAGGAAUGUUCAGGUGUUGUUUAAUGUCUUUAUUAUGCAGUGCCAUGUUUUGUUUUGCUUUUUUUAAAAAAGAGCCUGAAAAGAGGUGGGACGUCUCUUUAAGAUAUAUUGCUGCUGCUCACCCUCCCCAAGCAGCCCCAUGUCUCCUCUCCCCACCUCACCCUGCUGACCUCCUCCAGCUGCUCCAAAUGCAUGUUUGUGGAGGAGAAAAUGCAGCUGGAGUCCUGAGAGAUGGGGAGAAGCGUGGUGAGAAAAUUCCAAUAGAAAAGUGGUGAAAGGGUUAAAUACCCCUCUGAGAUUACUUCUCUGCUCCAAAUUGACCCCUCUGGAAGAUGCAUUGAAGUAGUAGGGUUGUAACUUGAAACUUCUCAAUCAUUGGAGGGACAACACUGGAGACCAUUCUGCGUUGUCUUCUGCCAUUGGAAGUAACAUAGGGUAGGUAGCACAAGGGACUGGGCAUUCGCUGUCAUUGUGCCAAAGGAAGGAUGUUGCCACAGAGGUCCACCCAGUUGUAUUUCUGCCUACCUUUCAGGGUGCUGUGAAAACACCCAGUGUGCUUUUGGGGUGCAUAUUUACCAAAUUUAACAAUACCAUGUUUCAGAUGCUUUAAACUCCUUGGAGGAAAACUGAGAUAGAAAUGUGAAUAAAUAAACAUUUACUCUAUGUAUUUUAAAAAUUCUAAUUUUGUUUUUAUUCUUGGGGGUGGGUGGGGAUUGUUAGCCACUUCAAGAUCAAGCAUGUUAUUAUGAAGUAAGAGUUUUUAAAGCUGAUAGACAGAGAAUCAGAAGUCUUCUCUUUUUCUUUUCUUUCUUUGAGUUCUUAUGUUAAAAAUGCUUGAUAUUUGAUGUUGAUUUUUGUAUGUUUUUUAUUUGUUUUUCAACAAUAAAAAUAGCUUUAAAAAUAGAAAAGCUAGGUCCAACAGGGGAAGUACUUCCCAUGAGUGAUGUGGACAUUACGUGGCUGUGUUCUUGCAUAGUGUAACUGUAUUAUGAGUUCUGGAUGGUGCUGAAACUGAACUACACUGGUGAACAGAUAGCUUUUGUUCUGGAUUCCACCCCGGCUGACAUAACAAAAACACUGGCCUUAGUCCCUAGACCUGCCAAAGCUUGCUUGGCUCCACAACCUGACCCUGAGGGCUCUGGCAGACCUAGCCCUAAAGAGGAACAUUGAGGUUUGGUAACUCCCUGGGUAUAUCUUGUAAGGUCACCUCCUUGACUUAAAAACAAUAAUAAUUUAUUAUUUAUACCCCACCCAUCUGGCUGGGUUUCCCCAACCACUCUGGGUGGCUCCCAGCAUAAUAAUAAUAAUAAUAAUAAUAAUAAUAAUAAUAAUAAAGCAAUAAAACUUCAAACAUUAAAAACUUCCCUAAACAUGGCUGCCUUCAGAUGUCUUUCAAAAGUAAGAUAGUUGCUUAUUUCCUUGACAUCUGAUGGGAGGGCGUUCCACAGGGCAGGUGCCACUACCGAGAAGGCCCUCUGCCUAGUUCCCUGUAACCUCACUUCUCGCAGUGAGGGAACCACCUCAGUGUUGGACCUCAGUGUCUGGGCUGAACGAUGUGGUUGGAGACACUCCUUCAGGUAUACUGGAGGUAUAGUGACUUCCUGCAGAUAUACUGACUUCCUGCGGCCACUGAUGAGAUUCCGACAGCAACAGCGGAAAUCCACCAGUGAAUGAUAAGGCCUUUCUGUGAUAAGCACUGGCACAUAUAUCUUACAGUUCUGACACGCCAGUUUUACAGUUCUCUUGUUCUAGUCUCUCACAAUGAAAUGGCUUGUCUGCCAAACAAUCUCUCUCUCUCUCUCUCUCUCUCUCUCUCUCUCUCUCUCUCAACAUUUGGCCUCUUCCUCAUUAAGGGUCACUUAUAUUAUGCUUUUGGGGCAUAAUAUAAUUUUAUUCUCUCCUCCCACCCUAUUUUAAUGAUGGAUUUAAUUUCCCAUCUUAAUAAGUGUGUAAUUGGGCGAAUGGUUCCCUUAUUACUGAAGAAUGGGCCUUUUGACUCCAGCAGAUGUGUUUUUGUUAUUUCCUAUAGUUGCUUGGUAACCUGUUGAUUCGGUCUGCUCAUCAGUUAGCACUUAGGGUUGGAAGAAUUUAAUAAAUAAGAGAUAAGGAGUUUGGCUGGUGCAUUGGCUGAUGGCAUCAAAAAGCCCGUGAAGCCCUAGUGCCAAGCUAGUCUUCUUGUGCCAUUCUCCGAAAGGACCUCUCCAAACUCAGUGAAUGGACAGUAAAAUGGCAAAUACAAUUAAAUGUAGGCAAGUGUCAGGUGAUGCAUGUUGGGUCAAAAAAUAAUCAUCUUUAUUUCACAUAUAUGCUUAUGGGAUCUAAACUGGAGGUGACAGACCAGGAAUGAGACAUUGGGAUCAUAGUUAGCUACCUUGAUGAAGUUGUCAACCCAGUUUGCGGUAGCCGUGCCAAAGGCAAAUUCCAUGCUAGGGAUCAUUCGGAAAGGAAUUGAAAACACAUCAUUAUGCCAUUAUACAAAUCUUUGGUGCAGCCAGAUUUGGAAUAUUGUGGUAAGUUCUGGUCACCUCACCUCAAAAAGUAUAUUGUAAAGUUGGAACAGGUUCAGAAAAGGGCGACCAAAAUGAUGAAAGCCCUAAACGGCGUUGGAGCGUCUCCACCCACAUCGUUCUGCCCAGACACUGAGGUCCAGCGCUGAGGGCCUUCUGGCUGUUCCCUCACUGUGAGAAGCCAAAUUACAGGGAACCAGGCAGAGGGCCUUCUCGGUAGUGGCACCCACCCUGUGGAACACCCUCCCACCGGAUGUCAAAGAGAAAAACAACUACCAGACUUUUAGAAGACAUCUGAAGGCAGCCCUGUUUAGGGAAGCUUUUAAUGUUUGAUGGACUAUUGUAUUUUAAUAUUUCGUUGGAAGCCGCCCAGAGUGGCUGGAGAAACCCAGCCAGAUGGGUGGGGUAUAAAUAAUAAAUUAUGAUGAUUAUGAUGAUGAAAGGGAUGGAGCGGCUCCCCUAUGAGGAAAGGUUGCAAAGUUUGGGACUUUUUGGUUUAAAGAAAAGGUGACUAAGAGACAACAUGAUGGAAGUUUUUAAAAUUACACAAACCUGGAGAAAGUGAAUUGUGAUUCUCCCCAUGCCCCACCCUCCACAACACUAGAACAUGUGGACAUGAAAUGAAGCUGAAUGUUGGAAAGUUCAGGCCAGAUAAAAAAAAGUGCUUCUUCACACAACACAUAGUUAAAUUAUGGAACUCACUGCCACAGGAAGUAGCGAUGGCCACCAACUUGGAUAGCUUUUGAAAGAGGAUUAGACAAAUUUAUGGAGGGAGAGGGCUGUUGAGGGUCACUAGCCAUGAUGGCCGUCCUCUCCCUCUACAGUUGGAGCCAGCAGUUCUUCUGAAUUCCAGUAGCUGGAAGCUCUUGCGCUUGACUCCUGAUUACUGAUUUCCCACAGGCAUUUGGCCACUGUGAGAACAGGUUGCUGGACUAGAUGGGUCACUAGCCUGAUCCAGCAGGCUCUUCUUAUGUUCUUACAUACAAAUAUGUACUCAUAAUAGAGCUCAUAUACCUGUUCAACAGCUGCUCAAGAGAGGAGUGCAAAUGAAUGCCAGCAUAAGCACAUGAUUCAUCCAGUGGAUUUAUCUCACCACCACAUUUAUUUUAAUUUUAUGCUAGACAGCUUGAUAUCUUCUUUUGUUUUCUGUUGGAAAGGUGCAUGUCAUUAGAAUCUCUUAGGGACGUCAUAUUACAAAUCGUUGUUAACUGCCUAGAAUAAGAAAACCUUCCUUUCCCCCACCCCGCCUUAAUUCUCUCAACGUGAAGGCCUUCCUGGGUCAAUGUUUACAAAGCUGGAUGCCUUCACUGUGCUUGCCCAGUACUGAGCCAUGCAAGAACUGGCACCUUGUAAGAAAGGAGCCAAGUAACAGUGUGCCAGGUGCUGUAUAGUAAGAUGCGAAAGUUCGCACAAAAUGACUUUUGCUCCCCCGGCCCAUUUAUUUUCAUUUUCAUGGCAGAUUAGAAUAAAAAAUGUAGCCUGCCCAGUCUGCUUAAGUAACACAUGGUUUAUUCAUAGGGGAAAUUGCCAGAAAUAACAAAGUGUCCCGCUGCCCCACCAUAAGAUGCAGAACAAACAGUCUGUGUGCAAUUUGAGACCCAAUUUUCUACAGCCUCCCUAUGGCCCUGUUAACAUAGCUGUCUGAUUGCUUUUUUCUUGAACUGGAACUAUGACCCGACAAGAGGCGCCUCCCCCUCCUUUUCCCCAUGGAUUUCAGAUCAGAUUUUUGUUGGAUUUCUCAUGAUACAGCUCCAGCGUAACUGACUUUGCAGCAGUUAACAUGCUGUCCUGACACAAUAUGCUCCCUUCUGCCUGCUACAUAUUUGAAAUUGGAAAUGAGAUAAGCGAUUUCCCUCUGGCUUGUGUCAGAUCGGCUCAUAAACCAACCAAGAUGCUUCUCCAAAUAUCUGAACCCUCAACCCCCUCCCUCUUUUCUUCAACUGGUGUUCUGGGAGCAGCAAGAAGAGGAGAUGGAGGGAGGUCUUCCCACUUCUGGUGUGCUCCACCCCAUAAGGCCUUUCAAUAGCUCAGGGGAAGGAUAGUUUUCUCAAUGUAUGCUGGCAUUGCAGUCACAUAUGCACCUCACAUUUGCACUAAUUGGUCAUCAGCUCUGUAUCUAGUCCUAUAUCCAUAGGCCAACCACUCCUGAACAAGUUGUCCCUCUUAUAUGUCUACCUAAACAUCCAAUCAUUUCGUUGUAUCUUGACACUAAAAAGCUUCUACUCUUCGAGCUCUGUACUAGUCCACUAGGAUGUUGACCCCAUAGUGUAGGGAAUAAGAUCAAGGCAGUCUCCAGAGUUCACGAGGGUGUAAUCGUUUCUUCACCAAAUUGUAUUUUUAUUUAGACCAAUUAUUACAGUUUCACAUAACGGCAUUCAAUACAUUUAUAUUAUAGCCUUUUCAUGUGGCAACUCAGUAAGAUAAUAACAACAUCAACAAAGGAGGAAUGUGUAGGUAACAGCUUCAGUGGAGUCCCAACAGUUUCCCCAAAUCCCUUUCUUGAUUUUGUACUCUUAUAACAUAAUUUUUUUUCCAGGUGCAGGCAAUAAUCUAAUUUUCUGCCUCUCUGCAUGUUUAAUUUCAGGAUUUUUAUUUUGCUUUCCUGCCAUUUCCCUUCUUGGCCUUUUCCCACAAAUCAACACUUUCUGCAUAUAUCUCCUGGAACAAAUUGAUAUGCUGCUGUUUGGAGGUUCUGGUAAGUAACUUAUAUUGUGUAGAUAAUGCCUGCACACAACAACUCUCUCUCUUCAUGAUCAUCAACACGGAUAAAUAUGGCGACCAGAAAACCUUUGGUGUUGCCUCUUUGGUAGCAAUGCUGGCUGCAGCCAUCCAGCUAUUCAGCCAUCCAUCCAUGGAAGGGCUUGGGACACCGGGGUCUGAUGGCACUUUCUUGCGUCUGUGUCCCAUUGAGCAACCAGUCAGGUGCACUAAAUGCACCUCGUUCCAGCCUACAGCAGCCUUAGUGAGUUUCUGGGAGACCGGGGAGAAGUGAUGUUAAACAGGGCCUUCCUCCUCAAUCAUGGUUCUUCCUCUAGCCACUCCAUGCCUCUCCUCUUCAGCUGUUUUACUAUCCCAUCACAGGUCUUGCUUUUGUGGGCAGGCACUGUGGUCUGCCCACAGCCAUGUCCUGUUCGGCAAUCACUUUGAUAUGUGUUGAAUUAGUAAUGCUUCAGGUUGUCAUUUUGGUCUCUCCAGGUCCAAUAACUUGUUCGAUUUUUUGACUUGGGCAAAACCCUUGUCAUAAUUGGCAGGAAUCUAUCAAAGUAUCAUAGAAUUGUAGAGUUGGAAGGGACCCUGAGGAUCAUCUGGUCCUACCCUCUGCAAUGCAAAAAUAUGCAGCUGUCCAAUGUGGGAAUUGAACUUGCAACCUUGGCAUUAUCAGCGCCACGCUCUAACCAACCGAGCUAUCCAUGGCAUAUUUUAAUUUGUGCCAUAACAGCUAUAUCCAGAGAGGAAGCAGUGCAUUUUGAUUUUUGUAUUUCAGCUGCUGCCGGGAUGAUCUCUUCGCUGUACAGUAUUUUUCGGAGCUUCAUAGUUGUGAUUGUCCUGUACGCAUUCUGUUUCAAUGCAGUAAAGGUAAGAAGGGGAGUGAUUCUGGUGGCAAAGCAGGGCAGCUGCUACUGUGGUUCCAGUCUCAGUUUCUCUGUUUUCUUCUGUCUACAGACCUGUAUAGAUAAUGCUCAGAUUUGCAAUAUUUUUCCUCCUUGCAAAAAAAGGGGGAAAGUUUGUGAAACUUGGUGUAUUGUGCAUAUAUGCUUCAACAAGGAGACCCUGCAUCAUAACUUAUGUUUGUGGAACAUAAAUGUGGAAGGAAGGCCACUGUGCAAGUGGAGCAUCUCUUGUGAAAACUGAAAAAGGAGAAUUUAAAGUGGAAGGAGCUGGGAAAUAUUGUAUGCGAUUAUGGAGGAGAGAACGAAAAUCUUAAUGCUAACACAUUAAUCAGUUGCUUUGUAUAGUUUUGUGCUUUCCGAGGGUUAACUGAACUUCCAAAUCGCCUUUGGUAAAUAGCGUUAAGGACAAUCCUUUUAAACAUGUUCUGCCAUUUGCACAUCUUUUCACAGCACAAUCAACUAAAUUACAGCAGGCAGGUGGCUUUGUAGAUAAGCAAUCUUGCCCAUAGGCUCGACUUCAUACUGCUUUGAAAUGUGCUCAUAAUGCUACCCUGAAGUUGGAGUGCGCUGCAAAAGAUUUACAAGAUAUCUCCUUCAAAUUACACAUAUUAACUGCAGACUUUCUGUUCACACAGGAAAAUUAUGCCUCAUUUGAAUUUUUAUGACUGUUCUUUUUGAAGAUACUCCUAAAGCAGAAAAAUUAGGCAUGCAAAAACGAUACUACUUAUUUCACCUUCUAACCUUGGUCCACUCUGGAUUUGGAAUUUUCAUACCUCUUUAUGGUGAAGUGAAGGCCUACGUGAGCCUGAUUUCCUUUCUAAAAAUGACUUUCAUUUCCAUUUCAGGGCAUUCUUGUAGUGGAGUGGUGCACGCUCCAAAUUCAGUAGAAAGGGCAAUCAGAUUUCAUAGUGCUUUCCCUCCUGCUUUGCUUGUGGUCUGCAUAGAUAGAACAUAAUAAGAAAUACACACACAAACACUUUCUCCACACAGAGAUUGCUUGUCCUAUUGAUCAGUGCAAGUGGUCAUAGAGAACUGCAAAAUGAUAAAUAAGAAGGAAACAUUUUGGAUGUGUUUUAAUUGUUGUAACUCACCUUGGGAAACUUCAGGUAAAGGGCAGGCGAUAAAUUGUAAAAAUAACAAACAAACAAAAUAAAUAGUAAUAAAUGAACCAAGCAGAUGUGGAACAGAAGGAUUAAUAUAUAUUUGGGCGCGUGUGCACACACAUACACAUCCCUUGUCAUGUAGCAUUUUGCUGCUUGUGAAAUGUAAAACCCAAUGUGUUUAAAGCACACAAAACACAAUUUCAUGCAGUUCCCAGGAUUAUUGGGGAGGGGGAUGUGCUUUAAAUGUGUGGCGUACAUGCAACUUAGGUGACUGCAACCUCAAUACAAUUCAACAUCACAUCCUCUCCAGUGUGGUGUAGUGGUUAAGAGUGGUGGACUCGCAAUCUGGUGAACCGGGUUCGCAUCUCCGCUCCUCCACAUGCAGCUGCUGGGUGACCUUGGGCUAGUCACACUUCUCUGAAGUCUCUCAGCCCCACUCACCUCACAGAGUGUUUGUUGUCGGGGUGGAAGGGAAAGGAGAUUGUUAGCUGCUUUGAGACUCCUUAGGGUAGCGAUAAAGCGGGAUAUCAAAUCCAAACUCCUCCUCCUCCUCUUCUUCUCUCUUGUAAAUUAUCCUUUUUGAAACUCCUUCUUUAUCAUGGCCACCUCUUUCAGCAUGUGUAUUGAAAUGGGAUUGAAUUGAAGCUGGAACCUUCCUCAUGCAGCGUGUCUUCUCUGCCACUGUUCUGUGGCCCAGCCCCUGAGUUUGCAUUUCCCUCGGAAGCACUGAAAGACUUUUCGGACAACUGCCUGGCUUCAGAAGGCAGUGACGCAGCAAAGUUGUCAGAUGGGAGUUGUGCUGUCUGUGAAGGAAUAAGUAGUAAGGUGGAGACUCAAACCUGCCCAUCCCCUGAAUCCAAAGGAAGGCCUAGCUAGCAUCUUCGUUGCAGGAUCUACCAGGAGAUGACCAGCACUGUCCAUCAACUACCUAAUAGGACCCCAUUCCAGUUUUAACUUGGGCAGUUCCUUAGCCUUUGACUCUCUCAAAAUUAGCCCCCCAAAUCAAGGGGAAGUAGGCUUAUUUGUGGCAUGAUCCAACAUGGAGUUAAGAUGAUACCCCAUGAAGUCACUGAUGCCAUUCAAAUAAUUCCCCUGUAUCCUCCUGGUUAUGGUUUUUCCUAGUUUACAAAUGUUUAUUAUUCAUGCCCAGCCACUUAUUUUACAGUAAGUCUACACUGGAAACUGAUUUGCUAUCCCUGCUUUUAGGCUUUUAGUGGCAGUACAUGUGCUGGUGUGCAUUCUGUGCAUAUGUUCUCAGGCGCAUUGAAGUACAAAAUUGAUUUACAGGCUCCUGUAGCUAAUUACUGUUCAAGGCUUUCUUAACAGGUGGAAUUGGGAUAUUUAAAUUCUCUCACACCCAUUGAUUAUAUUAAUGAGGCAUGAAGUGUUUUGUGAGGCCCACUUUUUAGUACCAGUAACUUAAUCCACACACCCAUAACUUUGACUAAUUUGUCUUAAUUAACAUUUCUAAGCGGCAAACUCUACAACGUAAAGGUAAUCUUCAAACAGCUAGAAUUCUCAGCAGAUUUUUAAAACACGACUUGAUAUCCACAGAAGCACGUAUAAAAGAAAUCCAUGAUUUCAUUACAUUCUGUUCAUAGAGUCAAGAGAAAAACAUGAUCUGUAUUUACAAAUACUUCAGAAUAUGUGAGGCAGUUUUGGAGACAGGCUGCAAACUGGUAAAAGUUCUUUAAAUUAGAAAACUUUGGAGUCUUUCCUACAGCUAUUCGAAAGAUGAAAUAGCUUUCAAGUUUUACUAUCUAUUAUGAGUGAUAUGAUACUCACAAAUGUCAAAAUGAAUACGAUUGUGAUAUUUUUUUCAUUAUUUUCCUUAGCAACUUGGUUUUGAAUAUGUACUGAGUCUUACCUUAUUCUUUUAUUUAUAUAUUAAACUUAUAUAACCCACCCUUCCUCCCAAAGGAACCUGGCUGUCAGUCACACAAGUGAUAAAACAAUAAAAUAACUUCUAAAAGCACCUUAAAUUAAUGAAACUAUUAUUAGAGUGGCAACAGAAACGUCUGGACCUCAAAGCAGGGGAAAGAUAGGCAUUGCUUGCCUAUACAACGAUGGACCACAGAAUGCUGGCAUAAUUAGGCCCAAUUUUACUAGAUGUGCAAGCAAUGGCCAUAGUGUGACAUGCCACCAAGGGAGGCUGCUCCCAUCAGCUUUCAGUGGGUGUGAGGCAGCUCCCUAUACAGUUCCCGCCAAUUUCUUUCAUUUCUAGCUUUGCAAUGGAGACAUUGAAAUUGUCCACAAUAUGGCGGGAGCUAUAUAACACCUGUGGUUUGCCACAUGAAGCUGCUUCUGUGUGGUUUGCAUUGUUGUUUUACAGAACCAAUACGGCAGCAGUUGUCUAUAUUAAGCAAGUGAUGGAAGACACUGCUGUUUUAUCAACUAUUUUGCACUUUUAAGUGUUUUAAGACUACUCCAUGUCAUUGUGCUCAAAGGGAAAUGAGAUGGAUUCAUUAUAAAGUAUUCAUUGUUCCUCUGGGUCCGCAGGUUUGUUGGAAGGAGAUCGGUGGUCGGUCAGCGUGGUGGGCGAGUAGAAUUAUCUGACUUCCUGUGGUUUUCGUUGUUUCUUUUGCUGCUAACUGCUGAUUUGAAAAGCUAUUGUGGUUUAUAUAAGGAUGCUAUUGUGGUUUAUAUAAUUAUGCAGUGUGUCGGAAACAUCACAACUUCUCCCAGAUUAGAAUUAACAGUGUAAUUCUUCUAAUAUGUGGUGUUACAGUUGAAUUUAAGGACAUUUCCCCACCCCCAUUUACUUCUGCAGGAGCCGUGGGACGCUCAACACAUUCCUGCAUUGUUCUCUGCUUUCUGUGGCCUUUUAGUUGCCCUUUCAUACCAUCUCAGUAGGCAAAGUAGCGACCCGUCUGUUUUAAUGUAAGUCAUCAGCAAAUCCUUUUAUAGAUCUUUGUCACUAUGGCUUAUAUUGAUGCUCCUGUAAAAUUAACAGAAAUGGAAUGAUGUGGCUUUGAUCUGUGUGGUGAGCAUACCUGUGGGAGGAAAAUCUUCAGGAAAAUCAGAAGCGAGAGGGUUUCUUGAGGUUAGAAACCAUUGUGCUCGAUUGAUUUUUGGUUAGAUCCAGAAAGUCAAUUCUUACAUUUUUAUGAGGGGGGAAAUAGCAGGCUGUGCAUAUCCUGGGCUGGGACAUUAAGAGUGCAUCUAUAUGACGUGUGACAUGACAAACGGUGUCUUGACUCGUUGAUCACAGCGAUGCUCUGGGAAGCCCAAAUCUGCACAGAUUUUGCACAAGAAUGGAAUAAACACCCAUUAUAGCUCUUUAAAAUUCCCCCCAAAGUACAAACAUGUUUCCCCUUGUUGAAAAUGUACUCACUUUUCAUUCAUUCUUAUUUACAAAAAAAGAAGCUCCUGCGUUUUACUUUAAAUGAGGAGUUUUGUGUCCUUGAAAUCUUUGCUUGCUUGCCUUGUACAGUAUCUAAUCUCCUCUAAUACCUUUAAUCACAUCUCUGCAGUUUGAACUGCUCUUAAAUAUCUUGUUUGGGAUUAAAACACUUAUUUCUGAUAUUUAAAAAGCACCAAAUAUUCAUGGACUAACCACGAUUAAAGUGCAUAAUCCUCUUCCCUCCCCCAAAUUACUUUGAACUAAAUUAAAGGGUAUUCAAGGGAUUGCAAAUGUUCAGAUGAGAUGCAGUGCCAUAAAGAUGAAAAAGAAGUUGGAACACAAAACUAAAUUUGAAAUUAGCAUUCCCGCCCCCCAUUGAUACAGCAGUUCUUAACCUCUUAAUUAUGACUGGUUGAAAGAAAAGAUACACUAACAUUAAGUGUAAUUUUGCAAAACCCUUAAAUCAAUUCUCAAAUUGUUUUCAGUUUAUUUUCUCUAGUGCAUUAAAAAAAAUUUUUUUUUUAAAUGUAGGUGCUAAGGAUGUGGGGGCAAACUCACACCUUGAAAAUGAUACUGAUUUGCCUCUUAUGUUGUGUUUAUUUAACUCCUUUUUGCUCAGUCUCCACACACCCAAUUAACCAUUGCACAAGGGAGAGAGUGGGGAUGAAACCAUUGGUCCUGACUGCAAAGACCCCAUCUCUGCAUCCCACCAUGUCUCAUGGCCUGGAUGCUUUCAUGGAGAGUCUGCUGUACCUGAAUAGGCUCCUGAGACAAUGCAGAACCCUGAUCUUCCAGGUUUCUUAUUUCAUGGGGAACCUCAGAGUGGAAGGUCUGCUUCUCCCCAUACAAACCAUCCCAGACUCUGUGGUCAUCAUCUGAGACCCUUCUUUGUGUUCCUCUCCAUGUGAGAUCUGGAGGGUGGCAACACAAGAAAGGGCCUUUUCUGUAGUGGCUCCUCAUUUGUGGAAGGUUCUCCCCAGGGAGGUUCUCCUGGAACCUUCAUUAUAUAUUUUUAGGCAACAGCUGAAAGUGUUCCUCUUCAACCAGGCCUUUGGCUGAUUAAUACCUUUUAAAUGUAUCUUUGGGAAAGGGGGGUAUUGCUUUGUUGUUAUUGUUUUAAUUAUUUACUUGUGUUCUUACCUUGUAAUUUAUUCUGUGAUCUGCCCUGAGAUCUUGUGAUGAGGGGUGGUAUCUAAAUUUGAUAAAUAUAAAUAAAUACAACCUCCUUGUGGGUACCAUUGUUGACUUUCCGUCCCUGACACACAGAGGGCUGCAGGAACAGUGACACGAGGCACAUGGGAAGCCAAUGGCUGCAUCCCUGCUCUCCCCCUUAUAUGAUGGUAAUCACAGUUGGGGGGGCAGGGAGAAAAUAGCUAUACUUGUACCCAGACCAGUCCUGUAGUGUUGGCCUGUUAGUCAUGAGCAGUCACUUUCAGCCAGAUCCUGAAAUACCUCCAUGUGAUGGUCUGCUGAGUGGUGAUGAUCUUCUGUCAUGGGUCACCGUAGUGCAUCAGGGACUGGGUGGGGCUCAUAUUUUUGUAGUGGCUUCCCCUUGUUUUACCCAGACGAGUUAGAAAACAUAGCCACUAAUGCCUAGUUUGCCCUAUAAAUAGCUCAUUUACAAGCUGUUAUAUGAAAAUGUCCUAAAUGAGGGGUUUUUUUGUGUUUUUUUAAACCAGGUCUCUUAUUCAAUGUAAAUAUUUCCCUCACUUUCUGCAUCAACAUUUGGAAGAUUCACAAACUGAUCCGCUACCCGAGAAGAUGAGAGAGUCAGUGGUAGGUUUUGUUUCUUUGUUUUUACGGGGAGCCCAUGCAAAGGCGUCCUCUGAAAUCCCACAACCAUUCUGUGAUAUUAUUUCACACGCAAAGUGUCAAGAUGUCUGGUCAAAUUAUUUAAAUCUCUAGCAGAGAAGCAAGUCUGGGGUAGAGCUGCGAAUUGCUUCAGAUGAAUGACAGUGGAAGAAAGAAAGGCUUUAGGGACGACAAGGCUGCUUUCCUCGCUCUUAACUUUUCCUCCUUUGGCAUGUAGACGGAAGUCGCUGGGAUUCUUCAGCGCUGAAGGUGCUGCAAAAUUGCAUCUUGUGUGAAUGGAAAUCAUUAUGUCUUCCAUGAGAAAAUUAACAGGAGUUGCGUAUGACGCUUGUGGUUAAAACAGGCAUUAUCCGGGGUGUUGAUUAGAAACAGAACCUUAAAGCAGUCGUGUUGGGUCUCUGAUUUUGCUCAGAACAGCAGUGAAGGCUGAAAGGGGUUUAGCUUUCCCUUCCUGUGCCACUUCUGCAAUCUAAAUUGCUCCUCCAGAACUGUUGUUAGCUCACUACGGAAAAAGCACAUGCACAAUGUCGGUACCUGUACCUGUACUGGAGAAAAACCAUAGAUAGCUACUGAUAGAGAGGCUUGCAUGCAGAAGAUCCCAGGCAGCACUGGGGAAUACCCCUAUCUGAAACCCUGAAGAGCCUCUAGCAUUCAUUGCAGACCAGGGGGUAGAAAUAGUGCAAGGCCCAAAAUCACAUGAGAAUCCUUCAUGAGUAGAGAAAGCCCCCAUACCUUUGCUCUCAAAUGAGUAGAAUGCUAUUAAGGCACCAGGUGAUGCAUUGGAGGGGAUGGGGUUUGGCAGCAUGCCAUUGCCCUCCUUGUGUGCGUGACAUGUGAGGAGGACAAAUUCCUGUGUGCUCUGUAUGUGUGCAUGGAAAGCCAUGUCCAACACUGGCGUUUGGCCCCUGGAAAGUUGGCCAGGAGGGUUUAGCGCCCUCAGACCCCCAAAUAAAAAGGUUCCCCACUCCUACAGUAGUUAGUUCUAGGCUAGAGGGACCAAUUUGCUAGUCUGGCACCGUGUCCUAUAUUCUUACCUAUAUUUUUCCACACUAAGAUUAGCGGGGAGGAUUUUAGAUGGAGAAAACAGGUGUGUCAACCUGUUAAACAGUCGCUUCCCUCCACUGCUGUAUUAAUAAAAAUUGAAGGCCCCUGAGGACACUAUGCAUCCCCUGCUUUGUUUCUUUUUAAUUUCAAUCAUAGACCCCCCCCCCCACUUCACACCCUUCUUUUGUCAACUUACGACAAGCUGCUUUAAACUCACACGGCGAAUGCUGCUACACGCCAACCCAAUCGCCACAAGCUCUGCGAGAUUCCAGGGGUUGUAGGUGUGCCUUAAGCCAGCCAGGGCUUGUUUUCCUUUUGGACAAAUGAGGCAUAGCCAAGACUCUGGUGUCUUUAGGAUAUAUGGCUUAUUUACACAUAUAUACAACCUGAACCUAGAGGGGCUCGCAGCACUAGCACCCAAAAAGGUCCCUGCUUCUUCCAUAGCUUUAGCCUUUCACUCAAAUGGACAUCAAGCAUCAUCAUGCCCUGCCCCUCUCCAGUUUACAUUUCUGCUACUGGUCUGAACCCUCUGCUUUUAUCCCCUGAGGGAUAAAAAUGUGUUUUCUAGAUUAUUGAGUUGGGGGUUAUAGGCAGUGUUCUGUGUGUUUUAAAUACUACUAUUGUUAAUGUUUUUAUAUGCUGUUACUUGCCCUGGAUCUCUUCUCUCUGGUGAAAGGUGAAUGAAAAAGUAAUAUAAUAUAAUAUAAUAUAAUAUAAUAUAAUAUAAUAUAAUAUAAUAAUGUAAUUAAUGAAUGAUGCAGCCCUACCACGAAGCAGCAUGAGACAGCCACUUCAGGUAGCUGACAUUGUUAGUUAAAGUAAUUAAGAAAGUAAAGUAAUAAAUUGAAGUAUUUAUUCCCAGAGGUAGGGAGAAGGCCUUGUGGGAUUUUCUGCCUCAGGUACCAAAGUAGCUUGACACAUCAACUUUCAGCAGCGGAGGUGGUUGCUACAUUGCCUGAGGUAGCAAAAACUAUUGAACCAGCCCUGGAUUCCUCCGAAAUUAAUUAAAGGGCAUUUUUGACAACUCUAACAGCUAUAGACACAAUUCCUGCUCCUCUGCUUAAGUUUGUAAUAGAUACCGUUAAUGGGACUGACACUAGCAUCCAAGAGUUAGCAGAAAUCCCCACGUCACACCACUUGCCUCAUUUUGUGCCCAUGAAAUUCCAAAGUCCUGUCCACGUGGCAACUUCCUGCACUUCUGAUUGGGUACUGUGGACCAGACAGGGAUUGCAGAAAAGACCUUGGAAAAGGCAUAUUCCUUCCCCUGGCAUCUUCAGACCCAGAUUCAACUUUCAAGAUAUUUGUAAAUCAAGCAUCCCCUUAAGUGUUGACUAUGGUGAAUUGAACAAUAUUUUGCAGUGCCCAUCCACACUUGAAUAUAACUUGGUUUACAAGUUACAGCUUCCCUUAAGUGGGAUUUAUGUCCCUUGUGGCUUGCAGAGUCAAGCUGCAUCAAGUAAUAUUGUUAAAUGUUGAAUUGAAGUUGGCAUGUGAAAAAGUAAUAUAACAUAUGUGUGUUCCUGCCUAUCUAGACUGAUGAUUUCAGUUUGGUAAUAAGGAAUGUAAUAGCUAACGUGUGUUACACAUGUUUGUGUGUGCACACACAGAGAGAGUAUAGAAUUAUGUGGAUGAUAUUUAGCUUUAAGUUGGGUGCCUUGAAAUCAAUACCAUUUGAGCUGAAGAUAAUUGGUCCACUCUUCAGGAUGAAUCUAGAGGGAUUUACUAUUUAAAAUAAGCCUCUCUGAUUCCCCUCCAAAUUAGCAAUAACUUAGCACUGCAUUUUCCAGUGACCUUUGCUACAUUUUUGUUGCUUGAAUGGCACUGUAACAAUUGUCAGCCUUGGUGACUGGAAUCAACAAGGCGGCUGCAUUGGCUAAUUAACCACUCAACUUGGAGAAUGGAACUUCCUAGCUUUAUAAUUAAUUUCAUAGGCAUCCACACGGUUGAUUACUGCAUUAACCAGCAGCCUAAGGGUAUUCAUGUGUUACAUUCAAACUCUAACUUCUUUCCUGGACUGUAGCAGUAGUGGAGAAUCACAGCUCCAAAAAACCAAAAAAACAAAACAAACCGCAAUUAAAUGCAAAAAGAAGAAUUGCAUAGUUCUCUCAGAUUUGAGACAGGGUGGUAUGAAAUUGGCAUUUUCUUUGUAGAAGGUUAGAAGAAAGUCUAAACUAUCAAAAAUCGCAAUCCAAUUCCCAUCAGGUUCGUUUUUAGUGGGGGGUUUCCCCCCUUCCUGUUAUACAUAUUCCAAACACAGUGGGCUGAAUCUAUAGUCCCCCUGCUGCAUCUACACUGUUGGGUUCUGUUUUGCAUAUCUAUUGGUAUAACACCAUGGAUGGGAAUGUGCAUUACUAUCUGAUUUGUAAAGCAAAUGAGAAUAUGCCUCUCACCAACAAUAUUCAAUGCAGUAAUGCAGUGCAGCUCUAUAGUGUAUCCAGAUCGCAUCAGUGGAUACAAAUUUCAGUGCAAAUGUGCAUCACACCAUCUCCAAUAAAUCUUGACUCCAGUGGGAGAGAAAACAAAGUUGUAGAUGCAAACCCUAAGUGGUGGGCUUCGGUGGUGUUUCCAAGGGUGUUGGUGGCAUGCCUACUAUUUUUAUGCCUUGGGGGGAUUUUUUUGGUUGUGUGUUUUUCUGCUUGUGGGCUUAGCACAUGUACAGUAUAGAGGCCAUUCGUUCCACUGCCAGAGUAUACUGAAUUCCUGAGACUAUGCAAUUGCUCUGCCCUUUUGUUUCCAUUUUCUGUUGCUCUUCCCGACUGGCAUCAAGAUUACUAGAUGCGGCUAUACUUCUCUAUGCUCAUUAGAGGGCUGAUAUAAAUUGUAUUAUUUUUAUAUUACAUAACGUUAUGCUUUAGGAUAAAUAAAGCAGCAAAGCUUCAGCCAAGGAGCCAAUAAAUAAGUGGUUCAUUCGUGCUGUGCAGCUUUAUCCUAACAGUAACCCUGUCCCUUAGGCUAAGUUGAGAGAAAGUGAUUAGCCAAGGUGAACUUUAUGGCUGAUUGGGGGAUUCACUCCCAGGUCUCCCGAACUCCUAGUUUGACUCCGCUCGACCCACUAAGCACUGCUCCUGUACAAUCCCCAUGCAUUUCAGUGUGUGUGUGAGAGAGAGGGGGGGGUGUUUCCUGUGUUAGAGGUAACUAGUGUAACACUUUGCCAACUUUUUUUACUUGAACAGCAACUGGGGAAUGCUUUCAUUCAGGGCUUGCCCACAUUUUCGGGUGACCCAUGGGCAUAUUUUUGGGGUCCCAAGACACAUUUGCAAGCUGAAGAAGCUGUUGUGAGUGGCUCACACCCACCCACCCAACCAACCAAACACUGCAGUCUAUUAUGUUGGCUACAGCAGAAUGCCUUUUUUCAAGCCCCAUUUCAGCCUGGGGGGUUGCGGGGGGAGGGGACCCUGUGGGUGCCAGGGAAGGCCUCUGCCUGCGUGGAUGCCAUGCUGGCAACCCCUUAUUUGAGCAGUGACUGGUGUGAAUUUCAUUGCAACUGUCAACUUCUGAAGAUGGAGUAGCUUCAUUUAGCAAGUCAAAUUGGUCUUAACUUGAGUUUGAUCAUUUUAAAAUUAUAUUCACAGAGGGAAACCUUGAAAUCAGAUCUCAUUGUGUGCUCCGUGGCGGCUGUGCUGUCAUUUGCAGUCAGUGCCAGUACUGUUUUCUUGUCAUUAGGGGUAGGUAUUAUAAUUCCUUUCUUCUAUAUUAUUUCCUAAGAUAUUGUCUCUGUUAUUCAAAGUAAGGAGAUCUCAUUAUAGGCCAUUAUGGAAGACACAUUAGCAGACGAAGGAAUAUUUGCUUGUGAGUGGUACUGGGAGUUUUGUUUCACUUCACACAUAUGAAAAUCCAGUUUUUAAAUACGAGGUGCGAUGCACUAAGAUGUUUUUUGGCCAUGGUGACGCAAAGCCUCUGGUACAAAUUGGCUGAGCUACUGUAAUGCCUUGGAAAGUUUAUGAGCAUUCAGAAUACUGAGAAAACCUGCCAGCUCUAGGAUAUCUGUGACAGUAAGGCUUUCGUGAGUUGAAAUGAAAGGUUUUUGCCAAGAAAAGCCUGCCACAGUGUAAGGACAGGAGGUUCCCUAGAACCCUCGGCACUAGGGAGGAGUUGGGGGAAAGUCCUGUUGUGCUAGUGGAACUUAUUGCACUAGAUGCAGCUAGCUUAUCUUCUAGCAUUAUGUCCAAAUAAAGCAAUUGUAUGGAGUGUUUAUGUGCCACUAUUAGCAGUGGCCAGGUGACAGUGUCAUGCACUCCAAGAUCAUAACCAUUUCAGGUGAUCUUCACAUCCUGGCCAUAGUGUGUCAACCAAUUGCUGUAGCCCUUAUUUUCUGACUUCCAUUAAUAUUUAUCAUGGAAGCAAUUUCUGUAUACUGCCUGAAGCAUUCCUUGCGCUUCAGCCUUGUAUCUGGCAUAUUCUGAUUUUCUAUUGGCAUUCCGUUAAAAAAGACACUUUCUGUGUUUUAUGACCCAGCACAACGGACUCCUUAGGCUGUGAAUGUGCAAAAAACCAAACAAACCCAAACAAAAAGCAAGCGCGCGCACACACACACACACACACACACAGAGAGAGAACAAGUUUAGCAAAGGCGGGUGAAACACUACAGCAACCUUUCUCUUCUCUUGAACUAAAAUAUAAGUAGAUACUGUGUAAUAAAGCACAUGGUAAAGAGUAACUGAGAGACAGGAGAGUUUGCUUUUGUUUCCUCAGUCCCACAUCUGCCUGUACAAGCAUAUGUUUUCCAAAAUAAAAAUGGGCAAAUGUUGAAUGGAAACAGCAUUACAAAAAAUCAUGCGGUUCUUUUUUAAAAUAUAUAUAUUAUAGUACUUAAUAUAUUGUUUUUAAAUGAGAUUUUGUUUCCCCCCCCCCUUUUCUUCUCCUUUCAACGCAGCCAUUUCUCAGCAUUGUGCUUUAUGCUUUAGCAUGGACUGUGGGAUUCAUAACACACUACCUGAUUCCUCAGCUUCGCAAGCACCAUCCAUGGCUGUGGAUCUCCCACCCGAUCCUUAAAAAUAAAGAAUACCAGCAGAGAGAAUUAAGAGGUGUGUAAAAGCUUCUUCUUCUUUUUUUAAGAAAAAAGUUUUAAGUGACACUGUCUAUAUGUGCUUUACCUUAUAGUGAUUUUUUUGUACAUCAGUGAGAGUAAUCAUUCACAGAAUACAAAGGGAAAUGAAAACAGGCAGAUUGUGGCAAAGUCAGUUGUUGGGCGCAAGAAUAAUAGCAUAUCAGGGAUCAGGCAGAAGCCUCUCUGAAUGUGCGGUUGAGACACCAAGAGGAGAGAGAGACAGAAUCUAUCUGAUCCUGAAUUCUCUUUGCCCAUUUUAGUGAUAUUACUCAAAGUGGACUCUUGCAGAUAAAUUUGUAUAUAUAUGUAUAUCUCUUUAAAAAAAACCUGUAUCAAAGGCGUUUAAAAAUUUGCAAUCUAAAAACCAUACAAUAAAAGCAUUAAAAAGUUCAAAAAAUAAUAUAAAAGCAAAAACAUUAAAAACUUUUAUAAAGUCAAUUAAUUCCCCUGUGGACUCCAUUCUGAAUAGAACUCCCAUGGAUCAUGUAAACACACACCCCAUUUUUCAUUACUAAUUCUUGUUAGAUUGUUUCCCAUUGCAUUUAACUCAAUUGUUGCUAUGUAUCUUUGCAAACCUCAAAAUAAAUAUUGCAAGAAAGCAAUGCUGCAAAAUUGAUGCAUUUUGACCUACCAAGCUCUUCCUUAGGGUAUUCCUGUAAGCACAUCCAGCAAUCGCAUUUGCGUGCAGAGCUGUUCCUGAUUCAGGUGCUAGCAGUCAGAUUGCUGCAUGCGCUUGUGGGAAGGAAGCAUAAGGAAACAGGUCAGGGGUGAGAGGAAGCGAGACAGGUGAGCUAUCCCUCUUCCUGCUGAAUUCGUCUACCCUCUCUCUGUGUGUGAUGAUCCUGGAUCAUGGCUUGUUUUUACCUUUGACUGGAGAGAAGUAAAACACAACAAUUUAGGAAAGUAUAUUUGAACAAAUAAAGUUUGACAAUAGAAAGCAGCAUUGCUGAAUUACUGAAACUGGUUUUUUUGUGAUUGCUUUUCUUCCUUUCUUUUUGUAUAUCCGUUCAGCAUUUCGACUGCUGUCAGGGAUGGUAAUUUGCUGUUCUCUCAGUGACCUCAACCCACUAAGCCCUGCUGCUAUGCAAUUUCCUAGAGGCCUGGCAGAGAUUCAGUAAAGAACUAAUUGGCAUAAACGGAUAUUGUGUUGUAGUAGUGGAUGACAAGUUUCUCCCUUUGUGUAAAACAACCUUUACAACCUGCGUCCUCUAUUUAUGUCAGCCAACUAACCUGAGCGCUUGUAGUUGUUCUGCCCUUUGACUUUAGUUUUGUCCAUUUUAUCAGGAAGCUAUUUAUAUGAAGUCAGACCAUUGGUCCAUCUGGCUCUGUGUUGCCUGUUCUGAUUGGCAGCAACUCUCCAAGGUUUCAGGCAGGGAGUUUAGCUGGAUAUGGCAGAGAUUGGACCUGGAACCUUUUGAAUGCAAAGCAGAUGCUCUGCUGGGGAAGCUGUAGUCCUUCCCCAAGCUUCUUACUGGCUCCCGGUGGAGUACAGGAUCAGGUUUAAGGUGCUGGUUUUAACCUUUAAAGCCCUAUACGGCUUAGGACCCUUGUACCUACGGGACCAUCUCUCCUGGUAUGUCCCACAGAGGAACUUACGGUCUUCAAAUAAAAACAUCCUGAAGGUCCCAGGCAACAGAGAGGUUAGGCUGGCCUCAACUAGAGCCAGGGCUUUUUCGGCUGUGGCUCCAAUCUGGUAGAACGCUCUGUCACAAGAGACUAGGGCCCUGCAGGACUUGACAUCUUUCCACAGGGCCUGCAAGACAGAGCUGUUCCACCAGGCCUUUGGUCAGGGCACAGCCUGACUCCCUCCUUUGGCAAUCUUUACAGAACUUAAGCUUAUGGUUGUCAUCAAUUUAAUUUUAAUUAAUUUUUAUAAUGAAAUGUUUUUAGAAUGUUGCACUAUUUUAUUGUUGUUAGCCGCCCUGAGCCUGGCUUCGGCUGGGGAGGGCGGGAUAUAAAUAAAAUUUAUUAUUACUAUUAUUAUUAAAAAGAAACAAGAGCAAAAAACCCACUGCAUUCUGAUUAAUGAGUUUAAUGCAGGGUGUGCAACCCAUAAUUUUAAAAUGCAUCUCAGUGUUUAAAUUUCUGGCAGAAUUCUUUUUCAGCUAUUUGGAUGCAAACUAAAGUUCGGGUGACAUGAAUACAUGAGACUGUGAUUUAAAUUUCCUGCCCUGUAGUGUCGUGAGGAACAUUAAAAUUGAGUUUUUAAAAAAGUCAUAUUGUGGGUAUUUUGGAAUUGCUAUCUUCAGCAGGUGGUGUCUGGAGACUUCAUUCCAGUUCUCCUAGAAAUCUGUUGGCUGGGAGCCAGCUUGUCUUUGGAUAACCCUCACUUUUUCUUUGCUCCAAUUAAGAAACUUGCUGUCAAUUUUUGAUGGGUCUGUGCUUUAAUCACUCUCAAUGUGUGUUUUUGACGUGUUUGAAGAUAAGAACGUCAAGACAGUAGGUCUCGUCUGUGACCUCAGUCUCUUCUUGAAACCAAGCCAACUAGAUACACUGCAGAGAAACAUAUUUAUAAGAUGCAUUAUUUAAAUAAAAAAGAGAUGCAUUGUAAUGUUAAGUGUCUUUGGCAGGAGGGUGUUGCAUGGAAAUAUAUUCGCAGAACAAUCAAUCUCGAAAGAGGGUCUUUGAUACCAAAAUGUACCGAAGAAUUUCUAGUUUUUUACAGUUUAUUACAGAAUGACUUGAAAGAGUAAAUGAAGUGCAGGUCUCCUUUGUUGGUUUAAUUCCAGAUGAAAAUAAAAUGCUAACAGCCAGUGAGUGUUAGAAAUGACUUUGCAUUCUGGCAUUGCUUACAUUUAUGACCCAGCCUUCUGAUGCAAUCUUCUGGACUUUGUUUUCAUACUAGCAGACCAGGAUUGUGAUGCACUCCACCUAAUACUUUAUUAUUAUAUGGCACAAGAUUCAACUUUGUUUCCCCACCCCCCCAAAGAAUUCUUCCAAAGCCAACAAUAUUAUCUAAGCUAUUAUUUGUGCCCAGGUUGGAAACCAAAUGUGUUUCAAGCUAAGGGUUACCUGGCUCAGUUCAGAAGGUAAAAUGUUAAGUACUAGAAGAAGAAGAAAACCACCUGCAACCAAUGUAUCUUUGAAGAAGAUAUUGACUCUCUGAUUUGAAAUAGUCACCCCAGCUUAAGAUGUGUUGGGUUUCCUGCCUGCUUAAUAACUUCCCACCUGCUACUGACCUGCCUUCUCUGGCGUUUUUGCUGUUUCACUGCUAUUCUCAUAUAGUGCUAUGGCUUGUGCAUCCCCUUAGUUAAGACUAGUUUUCUUCACUGCAAUUUUCUGUUGCUUCUAGAACUGCUGUUAAAUCUGUAUUCUUAUGGAGCUCUGAUCUAAUUACAUCUGCAAUACUGACCAGGGAUCCAACGCUUAAUCAACUUCUAGUUGCUCAUAUGAAUCCAAUGCCCCUUUGGAGUUUCACUUUGGUAUCCUAGCACGUUUCAGAUUUUGAUGAGAGAUCAACACCCCCCCCAUCGGAGCCAAUUUUGGCAUUCACAUUCCAUGUGAUAAAUCAAUAAAUCAGCUAAUGCCAUGUGUGAGACAGAUGAGCUAUACCCUGUUAUGCACAGCAAGAGUUUUGACAUCACUUUGUUUUGAAAUGUUCAGGUGCUGCCCAUUUAAUGUGGUUUGAAAGACUCUAUGUGUGGCUUCAGUGUUUUGAAAAGUACAUCUUGUAUCCGGCAAUAAUACUGAAUGCCCUCACCAAUGACGCCUUCUCAAUCAGCAAAUACAAGAGGCUGACUCCACAGUAAGUUACUUAAAUGUUGUGAUACAUUAUUUGUAGAUUAAGAGCUGGACAAUAUCAUUUAUGCAUCUGGUCUACCAUUUAGGCUUCCACAACUUGUGACAUGCCUCUCCUAAACUGCUGUCACCUACAGCAGCCAUUAUUUAUAACUGGAGAGGUGCUUGAUGUCUCUCCUGCCUCUUCCUCCAGGUUGGCCUACCCAUUGGCCGCAUUGAGACCUUUGCAUCAGAUGGUGCGACAGGAAAGGCCAUGGAUUUAUGUGCCCUCACCCCACUAACUCACCACUGUUUAGUGUUGUAAGAGUGCUUCUUUGCUGAAAGUGGGACUGUCCAGUGGGGCCUCUUCCUUGGAAGUGCUUUUCCCCAGAAUGAGGUAUGCUGAGCAAGGCGGCCUCAGAGAUUUGUUUACCCCUACACACAUGGGGCCAUAGGAACUCUGAUUCAGGUGGCAAAAUGUCUUGCACUAACCCUGGCCAUGCAGGCAUCAUGAGCCUGAACCUAGUGGGCUGCCAUAUGUGCCUGGAGGAUAGCAUUUGCUCUUCCCCUUGCCCUUCCUUCUUGGACUUCAUUCUUCUCCAGGGAUGCCAAACCCAGCAAGUGCUCUUAUGACGUUGGAGCAUGCCUGCCAAUGAGUUCAGAACUCGUCUUAUCUGUGUUGCUUUCAAAACUGAAAGUACGGAUGAGAGAAGAAGCUCUGACAGCCUCCAAAAGAGUUUCUGACAUUUCAUUCACAUGGCAACAUUUAGCUGAUUGUUUGGAGUAGUCUUAUCUCUAGCGAACCUAAAGAUCUGCUUGAAGGGACAUGGAGCAAAAAAUAAGUGCCUUUUAGAUUCAUGUCCACCGAAAUCCAUCCAGGCUGAAAAUCCCAAAUGAAUGACCAGAGCACAACAUGUAUCAAGGUCUUGAAAAUACUGGCACAUGUCGCUCAUUGGAGAAGACAUUCUGAAACCUUGUGGCUUGUUUUCAUUUAAUUUGAAGAUAGUGGCAGCAUCACAGUUCCUUUAUGAAACUGUGCAGGAUUUGCAUCAAUAACUUAUCUCAGGAAUGGGGAAACCUGUGGCCCUCUAGAUGCUGCUGGACUCCAACUCCUGUCCUCCCUCACUAUUAGCAGUGUGGCUGGGGCUUAUGGGAGUUUCAGCCCAAUAACUUCUGGGGGACCUCAAUUUCCCCAUCACUGCUUUACCAUCCCUUCUCUGAGGUGACAUAAUUCCCACUUGGCUGAUUUCAGUAGUCAACCCAUACAGUAGUUUCUUUCCAUGGAUGAAAGGUACAUCACUUUGGGAAUGGGUCAGGCAAGCUUCUAUUACAAAAGGAAAUUGCUUGGUUCACUGAGGUAAAAAUAACUAAAACAGAACACAUUUGCAAUCUUAUAUGAAAGUCAAGGAAGGGCAACCCCCUUCACAAUGAACCCCCGUUUUUCUGCUACCCCAACUGGUAGUUCCCUGUCCCAUUUGUGCAAGAGGUUUGUGACCUUCUUCCAUUCUUUUCACUGCCACAGCCUGCUUUUUCUACUGUGUGCUCUUUACUUUUUUAACAUAAGGAAGAUUUCAAAGAGGUUAUGCAAUGCCUAUAUGUAUAUUAUGUCUAUUAUGUCUAUUAUUAUGUCUAUUAACCUAGGAGCAAUUAUUAUGUAAUAUUUAUUGGAAAAUUGCAUUAAAAAAAUAAAAUUAUUUUCCACAGCAAAAAUGGAUCAAUGUACAAAUAUAGGUGUAAAACAAAGAGCACAAUGCCUACUAAAAGAUAGAAGCAAGAAUUCUGGGAAGUUUGCCAACUAUCUUUCUUUAUGUUCUAAUUUUCUAGUACUUAACAGUAUGUUGACACCAAAACUCUUAUAAUGAUUAAUGAUCUCUGAAAACAUAUAACGCUGUGCUUUCAGCAGGGAAAUCAGUUUAAUUCAUGGGUACAUCUUUCAGAUAUGUUAUACAUAUACUAGAUAAGGACACCAGCCUUUUAAAUCGUUAUUUAUUUGAAAUUUGUUCCAAAGGAUUCAGGGGAAGUUGUGUUAUACCAUUUCAUCUUAAUUCUUUCAAUAGACUUGUGUGGUUGAGCUGGGAAAUAGUGACUGGCCCAAAAUCAUCCAGUGGGCUAAAAGGCAGAGCAGAAAUUUGAAUCUGCAUAUCCUGCUUAAUGCUGCCCAUUGUGCAGCACUUUCUCCUCUCUUCCUUUCCCUUGUAGUCUUUUCAUGUGCCCCCAAACUCUGCUUUGGGACAUUCCUCAACCCUCGAGCAGAUUUGGGGGGCACCCAGGGAGGGAGAAGAAGAAUGGGAAGUCACAUCAUGCAAGUGAAAGUCCAGUCACAUGAUGAAGUCUGGUCAAGGAAAUUGCCGAUGUUAUCUCAGCGCCUCUGUCUAUUAUCUGUGAGAAUUCUUGGAGAACAGAGGAGGUUCCUGCAGACUGGAAGUGGGCAGGUGCUGUCCCGAUCUUCAAAAGGGGGGUGGGGAGAAGACCCAGGUAACUACCAGCCAGUCAACUUGAUGUCAAUACCAGGAAAGGUCCUAGAACAGAUAAUUAAACAUUUGGUCUGUGAUUACUAAGACCCAUCAUGGGUUUCUCAAAGACAAGUCAUGCCAGGCAAACCCAAAGAGUGCUCACUAAUGGUUCCUCGUCAUCCUGGAAAAAAGUGACAAGUGAGGUGCUGCAGGGUUCUGUCCUGGGCCCGUUGUUGUUCAACAUCUUUAUAAAUGACUUGGAUGAAGGAAUUGAGGGAAUGCUCAUCACAUUUGCAGAUGACACCAAACUGGGAUGGGUAGCAAAUGCUACUGAAGGCAGAAUCAGGAUACAAGAUGACCUUAACAGAUUGGAGAACUGGAGCCCAGACUAAGAAAAUGAAUUUCAGUAGGGACAAAUGUAGGAUUUUACAUUUAGGCACGAAGAACCAGCUGCACAAAUAUAAGAUGGGGGACAGUAGUACAUGUAAAAAGGAUCUAGGGGUCUUAGUAGACCACAAGCUGAACAUCAACAGUGUGGUGCAGCAGCAGCAGAAUGAAUGAAUGAAUGAAUGAAUAGCUAAUGCAUCAACAGAAGUAUAGUGUCCAGAUCAAGGGAAGUAAUAGUGCCAUUCUAUUCUGCUUGCUUAGACCACACCUGGAGUAUAGUGUCCAGUUCUGGGCACUACAAUUUAAGAAGGAUGUUGACAAGCUGGAACGUGUGCAAGGAGGGCAACCAAGAUGAUCAGGGUUCUGGAAACCAAGCCUUAUGAUGAAUGGUUGAGGGAAUUGGGUAUGUUUAGCCAAGAGACGGCUGAGAGAUGAUAGCCAUCUUCAGAUAUCUAAAGGGCUGUCUCAUGGAAGAUAGAACAAGCUUAUUUUCUCCUGCUUCUGAUGGUAGGACCCAAACCAAUGGUUUCUAGAUACAAGAAAGGAGAUUAUGACUAAACAUCAGGAAGAACUAUCUGACAGUAACAGCUAGAAUGGACUUCCUAUGAAGGUGGUGGACUCUUCUUCAUUGGAGGUUUUAAAGCAGAAGUUAGGUGUCUAUCCAAUAUGGAUUCUUUAGUUGAGAUUCAUGCAUUGCAGGGAGUUGGAUUAGAUGACCCUCAGGUUCCUUCCAAUUCUACAGUUCUAUGACUCUAUUAUGUUGAAUGCCACCUCCUGUCUUUUAAUACAGGACCCGUCCAGAUUACUUUGGAGAGCCAUGUCAUUGUGUUUUGAUUCAAUAAAGUCAAUUAAAAAAUGGUACUACUGCCAGACAUAAAUAGUCACCUUUGUAUAGUGAUUAGUUAAACGAAACAGAAACCAUCCUAAUAAGUUGUUCUAUUGAAGCUUUACUUUCCUGAUUUUUUUCUUUCUUUUCUUUCUUUUCCCUCUUGCAGCUGUGAUAUCUUUCUGAUUACAAUUGCGGGAAUGAAGCUAUUGCGGUCUUCAUUUUGUAAUCCCAUUCACCAGUUUGUUACAUUAAGCUUUACUGUCAUCUUCUUCCAGUUUGACUACUAUGGUAACUCCGAUAACUUCUUGUUGAAUUUCUUCAUGAUGUCCAUUGUGUUUAAUAAGGCAAGUGAAUUGUUACUUAAAACUCUGUCACAAUUUUGAGUGUUUAAGAAAAAGAAACAAAAAUCCAUAACUAAUAACAUGUGUCUAACUGUAUCGUAAGGGACGCGGGUGGCGCUGUGGGUUAAACCACAGAGCCUUGGACUUGCCGAUCAGAAGGUUGGCGGUUCGAAUCCCCACGACGGGGUGAGCUCCCGUUGCUUGGUCCCUGCUCCUGCCAACCUAGCAGUUCAAAAGCACAUCCAAGUGCAAGUAGAUAAAUAGGUACCGCUUCAGAGGGAAGGUAAACGGCGUAUCCGUGCACUGCUCUGGUUCGCCAAAAGCGGCUUAGUCAUGCUGGCCACAUGACCCGGAAGCUGUACGCUGGCUCCCUCAGCCAAUAAAGCGAGAUGAGCGCCGCAACCCCAGAGUCGGCCACGACUGGACCUAAUGGUCAGGGGUCCCUUUACCUUUACUAACUGUAUCGUACAAUAACACCUGAAAAACAUAGUUAACAUGUCACAUUAAAGCAUAGUCUAAAAGAAACAAAAUGGAAGUUCCAGCUCAUGCUGCUGCUGCUAGGAAACAAACCAGGCUCUGAUUGGCUGGAAUAUCUGACCCUGUGUUCCUUGUUUGUUAUUCUCCAAACAAACCACAAGAGGUAACCAAGGCUGUUUCUUGUCUUACUGAUGGUUUGUUUGGAAAGAAACAAACCAUGACUUGUGCCAAACCCGGAAAUGACCCCAAAAGUCACAAAAAGUCACAAAAAGUGACAGGGUGAGGGAGGAGGGUUUGUAGGCUUUUUCAAUGGUGUUUCAAAUAUACAGGAUUUCACUUAAAUGCUUGGUGCCUUGGAACAUAACUCUCACAUAAUUUGGGGGUUGCCUGUACUAAAAUCUCAAGUACAUAUAUUACAGGUUUACUGAAGAAAUGCUACAGGCUAUGGGCCAAUUAAACACAUUUUUGAGAGGCAGAUCUUGAUUAGUCUUAGAGGUUUAGAACUUCCCUAAAAGUUUAUAUGAGUUUAUUUGGGGCAAAUGUUUUAUAUAUCUAUAGAUCUAUACCCAUUAACUAUUGAGAAGUUGACCAUGGUAGCAAUAUCUUGGGAAACAAGUGAAUAAAAUGGAAAUAGCAUGUGCGGAGUAGUCGUGCUGAAAUUGUUUCAUUCAGAGGCAUGCUGAGACAAUGAGUGAAAAGUACAAUCUCAUUGAGCUGGUAAUUAGAGAUUUGCGGUGACUCUGUAAAUGAAAUACUUAUAGGAUUGCUGGGUUUUGAAGAUUAAUUAUUACAUUUUGCAGGUUAUUAUUUCAUCACAUGGAUCUAAAUCCCCAAGAAUCUCUGAAAUGUUGUGGGCUGGCCUUUAAAAAAAUUAAUUUGGGGUAACUUUAUUCCUAUGAAAAGCCUAUCUGUCAGGUCCCUGCUCAGAUGGCGUCAGGCACUGUAUCUGUAACUUUCCCAACUCUCUAUGGUCCAUUCUGCUUCAGCAAGAAAAGGAACUGACAGCUUCAAUCAAUGCACUGUUCAAUCACCAUAAUGUUGACAACUAUUUUUGAAAGAUAGAAAGCACAUUUUUGCUGCCACCACCUUUGGCUAUGUAGAAAUAACUCUGGAAGUGACAGCCAGGAACUUAUUAUUCUCUGAAGGUGUGAUUUUUCCCAUGUCUGAGCAGCAAGGCUUUUUCCUAAGUGUUGUAAGUCUGUAUAAUCAUUUCAGUAGAAAAAACAAUCCGUGUGAAGCCACGGUUGAAGAAGCAUAUCCAUUUUUCCACUAAAGGAAAUGAAAUAAACCCACAGUAGACAACAUCUCCAGCUUUGUUAUUCUAGGUUAGAUGACACUUACUUCAUCUGUCCUCAGUAACGUGCUUUGCAAUGGUGACGGGGGUCACAGCUGGCAAGAGAAGGGGUAUCCCUUCCUCCUCAUCUGUGACUGCCCCCCACGCCCCAAAUUGUCCCACUGCUGUAAUUAGGCUUGAAAUAAAGCUUUCUGUUGUAGCCAGUGGAAGGAAGUCUAAUUACAGUGUAUGGGGCAUUUGCUGUGUGGGCGGGUCACAGCUGGGGAGGGGAGAGCCCCCCCAACCCCCUUUGCAAUUAGGCUUAAAUAGCCUUCUAUUGACUACAAAAUAAAGCUUCUUUCAAGCCUAAUUUGAGCAAGAGAAGGCAGUGGGCACCUGUGGGCCUCAAGGAAGGGCCUCUGCAGACUUCUGAACACCUGCAAGCGCCACAUUGGUGACCCAUGUAUGUAAUUAAUGCAGUCCAGUGAGGAUGCAAAUCAUCCUCACUGCUCACAGGGCAUUGCUUUCCACAGCCACUUUCAUCCCCCUAUUAGCUCCUUGUAGCUGCUUUUGGAUGUGCUACCGCAUACUGGAACAUCCAGUUCAGUAAAUUGGUUGGGAGCCCUGCCCCCAGAACCAAAAUUAAAAUGGUGCAUAAAGGUAUUGGGAGGGCUGUGCAUGGAUGAUGCGUUUUGGCUGUGAUCCAGGAUUAGAAAUAGCCAUACGAUAUGUAGGGAACUGAGACUGAUCGAAAUAGUGGAGGAUAAUUGACCGUUAGUUAUUUACUGGGAGGCUCUGCUUUCCUUUGGACCACAUCAGUGAGGGCGAGAGGGUAGGUCUUGUUAUCUGGGCAGCCCAGGUUCUCCGUGCACAAUGCCCAGGCCUGCACCCCAGGAAAGUUACUUCAGUGUUGCUAGCACAGCAGUUUGACUUCAUCCCAAAUUUUUCACCCCAUUUUCCCUUGAGACGGAUGAGUGCCAACAGCAGAUUCCCUGUUUCUUCCCACUGUUUCUUCUCUGGAAAUACCCUUUAUGCCACUUCUUUGCAUGAUUGCAAUGGUUGUUUAUUAGAGACCGGUGAACUUUAAGUUUGCCAUGGGAAAUUGCUGGUGUUCACAUCCCCCUACAGACAGAUAACAAAAGUGGAACCAAGUUGUCCAAAAGAAUUAAGCCCUUCACAAACUGCAAUAAUCUAUCUUGCCUGGUGAGUGGUGUCUCUUGAAUACACAUAGAGAGUCUGAUAAGUUCCAUUUGGAUUAUUUCAUCAUACAACAACCCAGUGUUGUAAAGAUAUGUUCAGUGAUAGGACAGAAAUCCACUGGCCUUUUUAUUCUGAUAAGCAACAUAAUCACCUGAAAUCCAAAACAUUUGUUGAAAAGGUCUUUGAUAUCUCAGUCUGAAAUGUUUUAUAUGUUCAGUUGAACCCUUGUCCUUUGGCAAUAUGUGUGCUUGGCUCCGAUUAAGGUCAAAACCUGUCAAAAUUUCUUAUGAAAAACGUUACAAAAUGAAUCUGUCAACUUAAUCUGCUCAGCACAAGACCACCUGCUGGGCUUCUCCUUGAGGUUGUAAUGAAACUUCCUCAUCUGCAAGAAAAAUGGACUGUUCUUCAUUUAUGGAAAGCUCUUUGAUACAACUGAGCCUUUUAUGAAUGGUAUGGGGAGGAAGGCCAUUUUUAAAAAUUGCCCCCUUUUUCCUGCAGUUCCUUGCAACACCUCCCAUACUAUUCUGGAAGUUGCUCCAGGCCUCUGGAGGCUGGAUCAAAUGGGGGCGGGACAUAGGGGGCUGAGAAGAGGAGGGAAAAUGGGUGGAAAUCACUUUCCCCCUUUCCUUCAUGGAAGUCUCCAGAGGAUUAAAGAGCUCUCCAUGAAUGGAAGGUUACUGCUGGAUACAACUAUUUACUGAUAGCAGAAUUGAAACAAAUUAAGGGGAAGAGUUAUAAAGCUUUUAAGUUCAGAGACAAGAUUCACUUGAAUGACAUUCUGUGUAGAAAAAUAGGUGAACGCAUAAACAGAAGCUAAGAUGUACACAAGUCAUAAAUGACUUUCAGUGUUAAUGGGAAGUUAGAUUUGUAGAAAAGAAAUUGCACUUCAAUGAGGAAAUCUUUAUCAUCGGCAACAUGUAAGUCCCCCAGCUCUGCCAAUUUUCUCCAAAGAUGCAGAAAGAUUGCUCAAAACAUUCAUGAGCAAUGCACAUUAAGGGAGAUAAACACAAAUUAGUCUGCAAAUGGGCAAAAUAUUAUCUCUAAUUGGAUGCACAUAAAAGAAAAGUAUUAUAAUUCCAAUUCAACAGUGGAAGCAGUAAGAUGUUUCAAAAUAGGUAACUGACAGUUAUGUGGUUAUAACAGGGCUAUGAAUCGGGGGGUCUCAAAUGCGGCAUUAAAGCACCCCAAGCUCUGGGAUCACAAAGCUCAAAUACUGCAGCAGAUAACAAGUUUUGCAAAUUGGGCAGAUUCACAUAAUGCUUCUGAAUUUUCAUGAUUCACACACUUUGCAUAGUUGCACAGUUUGCUCAAAGAGCCUAGCUGACUUGGUGAUUUUGUGUGCUCUGCUCCAAAUGUAGAGUUUUGUGAAAAAGCAAGGGAUGGGGAUAGAAAGGGAUAGAACGGGAUUGUGCACAAAAUUACUUUCAAUGUUUGGUGACUUUUUCAUUGGUUAGUCUGGAUGGACAGGCACAGUGAAGCAGUCGUCUGUAUUCAGCCAGACUUCCAGAUUUAUCAGACCAUUUUGAAAAAGGAAAAAAAACCUAAUAAAAAAUAAAUCAAGGCAGCGUGCAACUGUGGGAGUGGGGUGUAUGGUAGAACUGCAUCUUCAUUUACUCUGAGUGAAGGGUCACAUUCCUUUUGGGGGGGGUGUCUUUGCAAACUAGGGGACGCGGGUGGCACUGUGGGUUAAACCACAGAGCCUAGGACUUACCGAUCAGAAGGUCGGCGGUUUGAAUCCCCAUGAUGGGGUGAGCUCCCGUUGCUUGGUCCCGGCUCCUGCCAACCUAGCAGUUUGAAAGCACGUCAGAGUGCAAGUAGAUAAAUACCUUCAGAGGGAAGGUAAACGGUGUUUCCGUGCGCUGCUCUGAUUCUCCAGAAGUGGCUUAGUCAUGCUGACUGCAUGACCCGGAAGCUGUACGCUGGCUCCCUCGGCCAAUAAAGCGAGAUGAGCGCUGCAACCCCAGAGUUGGUCACAACUGGACCUAAUGGUCAGGGGUCCCUUUACCUUUACCUUUUGCAAACCAGAGGAGGUCAGGGACACCAUACACACGGCAGCCACUCAUACACCACAACCUAGUCUAUUGACUACAAUAUAAUGUUUUUUUUAAUCUGAACUUUGGAGAGGGGCCCAUGUGGGUGCCAGGGAAGGCCUCUGUAGGCACAUAUGUGCCCACAAGUGCUAUGUUGGAGACCCUUGGUCUUGGCAGUCAAAGCAGAAACCACCAUAACUGAAAGUAAUCUUCAAAAAUGGCUGCGUGAAUCACCCCGCUGAAAAAGACAAUCGACUGGAUGUGUUUCUCCCUUUGCCUCUGAAAGAUGUACUUCAUCUGGAACCAUGCCCUGAUGUCAUAACUCACAGCAUUAUAAUGUCUGGUUAUGGAGCAAGUUGCCCUGCAUGUUACAGAGGGGCAGAGGAAAAGAUGCAUCCCGGAGCUGCUCCCUUGAGCAGUAGCUCCUUUACCUCACCUUCCUCCCUAAGAGCAUGGAACACAAAGAAGUCUCUCACACAUUUAGCCAUUCUAUUUAUAUAUCUUUGUUUUAUUUUAGGAAAAUUCUCUUCUUCUUCUUCUUCUUCUUCUUCUUCUUCUUCUUCUUCUUCUUCUUCUUCUUCUUUGUGAUGGGGAACAACAUCUUGGCUAGAAAGCUCAUUUUUCUACAGAGAAAAAUCUGGUGGAUUUAUCUGGUAGAUGUGUUCUGUGUGCCAUAUGGCUAUCCUGACCACUCACGUCCCCGAUGCCUGAAAGAUCGUCUACAGACCCUCUUGAGUGCUGAGAUCAGCAGAGGGGGCUCUCUUGGUAGUUCCUCCACCCUCAGGGGCUUGGAGGGCAGGUGGCAGCCCUGGGGAGGGCAUUCUCUGUGCUGGCCCCAGAGAUGUGAAACUCCCAGCAGAGGUGCACAAGGCACCUUCAUUAUAUAGCUUAUGGAUAAUGCUGAAGAUGUCCCACUUUACAUUGGCUUUUGACAUCAGAGAUGUAUGUUUUCAGGACCCAACUUUUUAUGAUUGCAAGUUGUUUUAAAUUGUUUUUAAUAUUGUGUUUAAUGCUGUAACCGGCUCUCAGACCUUGGGGUGAAGGGCAGGUAAUUAAUAAUAAUAUUGAUUGAUUGAUUGAUUGAUUGAUUAAGUAAAUAUUAUGUUAAAAUAAAAAUUCCACUUCACUUUCUAUAUGAACUGAAUACCAACAAUCCAAGAGGUAGUAUAAUUGUAAUAUAGGUACGUGGACAUUGCGUGUUGUAUAGGAUAUAUAUGGUAAAAUGCUUUCUUUCUUUUUAAAAAAAGUGCUUUUCACAUACGCUGUCAUAACUUUUCUGACUCUUUUGCUUUCAGCUGUGGGACCUCCUGCAAAAGUUGCAGUUCAUUCUGACCUAUAUUGCUCCUUGGCAGAUUGCUUGGGGCUCUUCGUUCCAUGUAUUUGCUCAGCUCUUUGCAAUACCUCAUAUCCUUUUUUAG
This is a messenger RNA of Podarcis lilfordi (Lilford's wall lizard), 61977 nucleotides long. The record is from the annotation of a GenBank genome assembly. Lineage: Eukaryota; Metazoa; Chordata; Lepidosauria; Squamata; Lacertidae.